CUAUGGAACGCUGUCUGUGUUCUUUCCAUUCACAGCACAGUUCCUGCCAUCUGAUUGGUCCGCAGUGUUCCAAUGGGCGGAGUACGAGAACCAACUUAGCUCUGUAAAAAUCUCUCUGCCUGCUGACCGUGCUCAAAAAGUUCAGAACUUUUCCCAAUGCUCCCCCAGCCUGAUCCCUGCACCCAGCCUGCACCCAUCCUGUAGUGACUGAUCCUUGAACCCAGCCAGGCACCCAGCUUUCCAGUGACUGAUCCCCACCCAGGACACAUUGACUCCAUACACUGUGGGAGACUCUAUUACUUCUUCUUUAUUAUCACCAUCCUCCUCAUCCUCACUGGAGCAGAGCUGCUACGUGUUGACCUAGGAGUAAGGGUACCGGGAUCUGCAGGACUGAGUUCACCUGGCUUUACUGUCUGUAUCUCUGAGUAUCUGGGGAGUCUGAGCCCGGAGUUGUGGGUUCUGAGCGCUGAGUUGGCUCCUUCUCUAUGAGUUGACUCUCCAGCUGAUCCCGGCCUGGGCAGAUCAGGGAGGAGGGAGGAGGGUGUCCAAACUCUCCGGAUUGCCUGUGGAUAUUGUAUGAUUCUUGCUGCCCCCUCUGUGCCCCGUGUGCCCCCCCUGUGCCCUGUGUGAGUGGAGGAGCCAUGCAGGCGCGAUACUCGGUGUCCAGCCCGAACUCGCUGGGAGUAGUGCCCUACCUGGGGGGGGAGCAGAGCUAUUACCGGGCAGCGGCGGCCGCGGCAGCUGCAGGAGGGGGGUACACAGGCAUGCCGGCCCCCAUGAGCAUGUACUCACACCCAGCCCACGAGCAGUACCAGGCCGGCAUGGCCAGAGCCUACGGGCCCUACACCCCCCAACCGCAGCCCAAGGACAUGGUGAAACCCCCCUAUAGCUACAUCGCUCUGAUCACCAUGGCCAUCCAGAACGCCCCCGAUAAGAAGAUCACCCUGAACGGCAUCUACCAGUUCAUCAUGGAGAGAUUCCCCUUCUACCGGGACAACAAGCAGGGCUGGCAGAACAGCAUCCGCCACAACCUGUCCCUCAAUGAGUGCUUUGUCAAGGUGCCCCGGGAUGACAAGAAGCCGGGGAAGGGCAGCUACUGGACCCUGGACCCGGACUCCUACAACAUGUUCGAGAACGGCAGCUUUCUGCGCAGGAGGCGGAGGUUCAAGAAGAAGGAUGUGAUCAAGGACGGGGCCAAGGAGGACAAGGAGCGGCUGAUGAAGGACCAUGCCGCCCAACCGUGCUCAGCCCAGCGGCAGCCGAGCCAGGCCGGGGGGGAGCAGGAGGGCGGCCCGCAGCCGGUCCGGAUUCAGGACAUAAAGACCGAGAACGGCUCGGCCUCCCCCCCGCGGGCCAUGUCUCCGGCCCUGUCCGCCGUGCCCAAGAUAGAGAGCCCGGACAGCAGCAGCAGCAUGUCCACCGCUGGCAGCCCGCACAGCAUCCCGUCCGCCCGCUCCCUGAGCAUGGACUCCGACUCCCACCACCCCCAGCACCACAGCCAGGGCUUCAGCGUGGACAACAUCAUGACCUCCCUCCGGGGCUCCCCGCAGGGCUCGGGGGACCUGCCAGCUGGACUCAUCCCUUCCUCCUCCCGGACUGGCAUCGCCCCGGCCCUGUCCAUCAACUACCCCUCGGGCCAGGGCACCCUCUACAGCUCGCCCUGCAGCCAGAGCUCCGGCCCGGCCGGGACCUAUCACUGCAACAUGCAGGCCAUGAGCCUGUACUCCGGGGACCGAGCCGGACACCUCACCCCCUCCAACACCCCAGCAGCCAGCACGGUGGAAGAGUCCUUACCUGACUACAACAUCACCACCAGCACCACAACCACCUCGGCCCUCAGCCAUGGCAGCCAGGAGCACCCCCACCAGGGCCGCCUGCCCUCAUGGUACCUGAACCAGGCCGGGGAUCUGGGCCACCUGGCCGGGGCCACCUACCCUGGGCAACAGCAGAACUUCCACUCGGUGCGAGAGAUGUUUGAGUCCCAGAGGAUUGGAUUGAACAGCUCCCCUGUGAAUGGGAAUAGCAGCUGUCAGAUGUCCUUCCCAUCCAGCCAGUCUCUGUACCGCACCUCGGGGGCAUUUGUCUAUGACUGCAGCAAAUUCUGACCAAAGAUCAAUCAAAACAAGUUUGAAAAAAUGAAAGAAACUCCUUUAUUAUUAUUAUUAUUAUAUUAUUUUUUUUUCUUCUACAAAAAAGAGGGAAAAUUGUAUAGAUAUAAUUCUCAAAUUCCCUCAUCCAAAAGUCAAAAAACACCUAGUUUGUACAGAGACACAAAUAAUGUGUGGUUUGUAAAAGCCAAAUCGACACGUAAGUUUCUUUUACUUUUGAGAAAAUCGUUUUGUUUUUGUUUGUUUUUUGGAAGGUAUUAUUUUGCAUAUGUUUAAAAGCAUAUAUAUAUGGCAAGCUUUUAUGAACUUGUUCUCAGAUGUAAAUUGCAAUAUAGUAAUUUAUUUUAAAGUGUACUUGGACCAAACGCCAGGCAGUGUUGGCCAGCAGCUCACAAUGAGAUAUUUGAACUUUAGAGUUCUCAUUACAAGGAAGAAAAAAUGUACCCAGCAUAUUUUUAUCAAUUUGUUUUCUUCUGUUCAAAAUAUUCUGAAGGCUUAGUAUUGUUUGUUUCUUAAUAAAUUACCAUUCUAUUUGAAUGAUAAACAUGUCUGACAACUCUUUAAAUUUAGUAAAGGCAAACCACGCACAAACACAUAUACUAUACAUGAUAUCCUUCUAUCUAUCUUUCUAUCUAUCUAUCUAUCUAUCUAUCUAUAUAUACACAUGUAUAAUAAUUCUAUAUAUGUGUGUAAAUAUAUAUGUUACAUAGUUAUGAUAUAUACAACAUAUAAUAUAUAUUAUACAUACUAAUUUAUAAAUAAAUUUUUUAAGUAUUUGAUAUGGAUGUCACUUGAACAAGAUUUUUUGUACAGAUGUGCUAGAGAUUUAUGUUUUAAUGGGCGGAUUUUGAUAUAUCGAUGACAUUUUUAUUUUACCUAAUUGUGUGAAAAUCUAAGUGAGAUUUUUUUGAAGUACUUGUAUGAGUUGCUACACUUAUACUGUACUUACUACGAAAUCACAUCCUAUGCUCACCCCUUGUCAGGUUAGAUAUUUUACCACCAGCUUCCUUAAUUUACAAGGUAGACUCCUGAGGCUGUCCUCAUCCCCUCCUCCAUGUACUGAUAAGUCAGGAAAUGCAAUAAAUUCAUUAACUUCUGGUGAUCUGUCCUGUCAAUCAGUAUUUUAAAGUUGAUUAGCUGAUUAGAGAUUUUUAGGCCUGUGCUGACUCUUUGGAUAAUGCAUUGAGCCUUAUCUAGAAGGAGCUUUUAGAUGUAAUUGUUUGUUGUUAGAGCUGAUCGUUAAAGGUUUAUUGAGAAUUAAUAGCAGCUCAUAUCUAUUGUGCAAAUAUUUUCUCAGCGUUUCAUUUUAUUUUAGGGGUAUAUUUAUUAAACACUUAGUUGUGGAGAGAUGACAACAGAUUUGCAAAAUUUAAGACAGUAACAAAAAUCAAAUCCUGAAUUUAGCUAUAUUUAUUGUACAUUUUACAAGCCAGUUGUCUUCUCUCCACAAGUCACUGUUUAGCGAAUAGACUUUUAUUUUUUUCUAUUCUUCCCCUUUAUUAGAGUCUAAUACAGUUAGUUAUUAAGCAGAUCUGUCUACAUGAUAUACGUCUAAUUACCACACAAUCGAAUGUUAUCUCACAACAUUUGAGAAAUACAUAAUAAUGCCAAAUAAAAAUAAAUGUACACAUAUAUGUACCGGCUGUUAGUAAAUGCACCAUGAAUGGUUUGUCUGUAGUACUGGCAUGGAGUUAUACUGUAGUGGAAGUGUAUACAUGUUGCAUGCAGUGUGGCUUUCUGGUUAAUUCAUUCCUGAAGUUUCCUGCUGGUCUUGGGUAUCAAGGUGAAAGGUUACUUAAAUUGUGUGCACUUUACAUUUUAUGUGCUACUCGGCUAUUAAUCUUCCAGUAAACAUUUGGAAUGCACUGCCAUUUAUUUAUUAGCUGUAAUUCAUAAUAAUAGUAAUACAAAUAAUAUUAAUAAAAGUAAUAAUAAUAGUGAACAUUACUUUUUAAUAUAAAACUAAUAAUUAUAAUAGUGAUACUACUACUGGUAAUCUAGCUAUAAUAAAACUAUUAUUACUAUUAUUAUUAUUAUUAUUAAUUAGGACAUGUUUUUCUCUUUGAUUAUUGCUACACGAGCAUUUUAAUUUAUUCCCAAAUGUAUCUUUACUGAUCAAGUUAGCAUAGUGUAGGAUUAUUGAUUAAAAGAGAGAUAAAGGACAGAACAGGCUUAUUAUAAACUCCUUGCCCUGUUUGGUUUGAGGAUGUAACCAGAAACCCAACAGGUUAGUCUGAAUGUUUUAGUGUAUUUUUCGCUUGAUUUAUCACAAAGCCCCUGUCAGCAGUAAUAUUCGGAUUGUAUGUUAUCCCACGAAAUGUCUCGGAUCGGGACAGGGGGAGGGGGACUCGGAUUGGUUUUCAUGAACGAAUUUAGUGCCAAACAAUGCAACGAAAGGCAUUUCCAAAAAGUAAUAAUUCUGAGAAAUUGUUUUAUUUUGUUGUGCAAUGUUGGACUAUUGCUGCUAGUUCAGUCCUAGAUAGGAGCUGUGUAACUGGCUUCACCUCUGGUCCUGUAGCUGUCUAAAAGUAUAAGAAAAUCACGAACUGACCAGGGAGUCGCACAAUUAAGGCUAAAAUAGCAGACAUUUUAAUAAUUUAAUCAUUUUUCCCAUUUGGCUAUUUCGGCCUAAGAUUUGCAAUUGCCAGUUAAUUUCCCAAUUCUCCUUAUUUUAGUGAAUAAAUCUCUUAGUGUGAUAUGUCUGAUUUUGUACAAUUUUCCUGUCUAACUGGAUAUUCUUCUAAUCAACAAGAGAUCCCAUUAUACUACAGCCUGAGCAAGUAACACAAUGCAAAGACAAUGAAAGAAUAACAUGCUCUCUAAAAAAUAGACAAGAGAGAAAACCGAAUAUAUGUAUGGAGUUAUUACAUCAUUUGGAGAUUAAGGUGUGAUAUUUCUGCAUUUACCCACUGUUUAUUUAUGGAGUGAAAUUGAUGCAGGUAUACAAUCAGUGUCAAAUUUCAGUGUGAUCGUGGUGCUAGUGUAAGGGAUACCGAUAUAUAUAUUCAGCAGAAAUUGAUAUAUGGUUUUUUUUUUGUUUUGUUUUUUUUUUUAGUUUUUUUUUAAUGUAAUUAGGAGACGUGUGUUGUUGCCAGGCUGUGUGUGUACCAGACUAAAAGUGAGCUGGGCAGUACAUGGAGUCACCUAUUAGAUGGCAUCAUCCAGCUAGAAGGGUUGUUAUGUGUGUGAAACAGGAAAAACAAACAUAUGAGACCCGUGACUAAUUCUAUCCAAAUAACACAGUGUUGAACGGAUGAUACUUGACCAAACUAGAUGGAGAGGGGAGUAUGUGUCAGCUAUGGCUUCCCUCCAUUCUGUUUUAUUUGUAUUAUUGUAUUUAUUUAAUAUUGGUUCUAAGAAUAAGAUUGUUGUUUGUAAUUUUCUCUCCUAGUGAUUGUGUCUGUAUGAGAGAUAUACAUGGAGGGCUGUGAUCCUAUAUCAGGGGGGAUAUAUCCCAGGUCACUGUGUGUCUAUGCUGAGGUCUUUCUAACUAUCUCGGGCAGAGCUAGACCUGCAUUUGCCUUUUAGGUUAAAUCUUAAGGGAUCAGCUUCUUUUCUGAUUUAUGGCUUUUCACAUUCUUCUCCCAUCAAAAGGGGGAAAUUAAGGAGUUUCAAGUAAGUAGAAUCAGAUCUCUCAAAAAUCAGAUUUAAUUAAUUUGAUUCUCCAGGACAAAGAGUAGCAAUAAGAAAAUAAUAUGAUAGGCAGGUAGGACUGUGGCAGAUCAAAGACAGCGGCAACAACAAAACACACACACACACGCACACACACACUUGCUGUAACAGAACAUAUAUAUAUAUAUACAUUUCACAAUUUAUAUAUAAAUAUGUAUAUACAAUCUGUGAAAUAUAUAUAUAUAUAUUAUACAUAUGUAUUGGUUCUGCUAUAUAAUACACACACUAGGGUAAACAUUUUCAGUACUUUGCUGAUACUUUUAGUUUUAUAAAAAGUUUGAGAUAUUCAUACUGUAAUGUUCUGUUAUUGUAUAUUAAUGUACACACACACUCCCGCAGGGUUUUUAUAUAGCUAUCCAUAGACACGCACUCACAGAGACUACCAUUACUGUAAAGAUAUCAUCUAAAUUGAAGUAAUAGCAAAAUUCAAGCCUUUUCUAAUUCUCACACACCAUACGCACACUGUGUGUAUAGAUGCAUUGGCAGGCACAGUGUAUGUGUAAACUAUAUUUCUCUACUUAUUCAUUAUUUUAUACAUAUGUAUAAUGAAUACGUAGAGAAAUGUUGGGGCAACAAAAUACCCUUCCACCUCUCUGUUCCUGUACGUCCAGUUGUCUGGUUACAAUUACAUGUCUGUUAGUCCACCCAUUGUACAGCGCUACGGAAUCUGAUGGCGCUAUAUAAAUAAUAAAAUAAUAAUAAAAUAAUAAUUAUAUAAAUAGGUAGGUAGUACGGUAGGUAGGUAGAACUGGGAUGCAUUGUGCAGUUCACAAUAUGGACUACAUUUACUAACAACUACAAAAACUACAAAACUACAAACAGAUAGGGUAAAACUAGCUCCACAGACUUUAGAGCAUAUUUAGUUAUUUAUUUAUGAAUUUAUUUAUUUACCACGAAGCAUACACUGAUAUUUCUCUGGGUUUUAAGUAUGUCCGAGGCCCACAAACAUCACAUUGUUACAAUAGAGUACAGUAUAAUAGUAAAAUGAUAAAAUAAUAUUAAAAUACACAUAUAUAAAUUUAACACAGAACAGGGAAGAAAUAUAAUCCACAUGAGUAAAAUAGCGAGUUUUUGUGACUUCCAUAUAAUAGCCGGUAUAUAAUCUGCAAUGCUAGUCAUUUCUUAGCUAUAAAUAAUAAAAUAAUAAUAAUAAUAAUAAUAAUAAUAAUAAUAAUAAUAAUAUUGUGUCCAUGUAGUUUAGAAUAAUUCGCUAAUAAUGAUAGAGGCUCCCUGGAUAUUAUUCCAUCCAGCAGUAUGUGACAGUUAUUAUGUACAGCUAUAAUGUACAGUCUGGGACAGCCAUGCAUUAUAAUAGCUAGCCUGGCACAGAGGGCACUAUUGUAGUACUUUUUAAUAUGGUGGCCCAGUCAGAACUCAUACUUGCCAGUCUGCUAACAUGUGUCAGUCUCGUUUAUUGUCCUCGGAAAAUAGCUAAUUGUGGGGAUCUAAGAUUUCAAUCUAAACCAGCCAAACGGUAGCCAUAGCUGUGAUAGUUAAUGUCAUAAAACAGAAUUUUUUACCUACAUUUUGCAAAUCGGGUUUCAUUUUUUUGCAUUGGUAGAAAUCACAUUGCAUUAAGGCGUGCAUCCAAGAAAACAUUUAUUUCAUUUAUUGAGGAUCGAAUCAUAAAGUGUGCAUUUGUUUUAAUCGACCUAAAAUAUAAAAACAAAUCAUAGAAAAAUCAUAAAAAGCUAAAUAUAAAACCUACUAAAAUAUAAAAAAUACAAAAUUAAGUCGAAAAUGCCAAGUAUUUGCCUCCGAAUGAGCCCGAUGUUUUCACAAAUAAGCAUUGAUUACAAUGUUUAACUUAAUUUAGAUAACAAGCAAAUUAAUAUUAAACUAAAAAUGUAUAAACAGGGAUUUAAUAUGCAACUGGCUGCACAAAUCAGCUCUGAAUUAGGUUGUGUGUAGACAGACUUGGUUCUCCUCAUUCGUUUUUUAUUGAACAAAUGCCAAUAUUCCAAUAUUUCUAUAUCAGGUUAACCGUUUGUAUGGUGAGUUACUUGCAUGAACCGGACUAAGCAUUGCUUGGUUUAACACUUUGACAGCCAGUAGGCUAUAUGACAAAGGAUAAACUGUCUAUAUGACAUAGGGAAAAGCUUUCUUAGAGUGGCAAAAGAUACAGCUAGCCCAGGCAUAGGCAACUUUCGACACUCCAGAUGUUUUGGACUACUCCUACCAUGAUGCUUUGCCAGCACUAUGGGUGUUAGAGCAUUAUGGGGGAUGUAGUCCAUAACAUCUGGAGUGCCGAAGGUUGCCUACCCCUGAUCUAGACUAUAGUACACACGGUUUUUUUUAAAUUAGAAAUUAACCGGUUUAUGGGGUUUAUUCACUAAGCAUUGAACUGCAGUUAACUAAAAACCGAAUUGCAAAAUGUAGGAAAAAGUGUUUCCUUGCUAAUAUUCUCAAAGGCAUUAAUUAAUCCCAGUUUGGCUAUGUCAGUCCACAUUAUACAAUCCCAUUUAAUUAGGUGUUUAAUGAAGAAAACUAAAUCUGCAACCUUUAGGGCAAAUAUCCAAGUUGAUAAGAAUUUUCCAGUUGUAGAAUGUAUUUCAGUUCUGCUAGUUUUCUGACAUUUAGGCAUUUCGAUUGGUCAAAAUCGUGAUUUAAAAAUCGUGAUUUAGCAACUGCUUAGUAAAUAGACCCAUAAGCGGUUAUAUCUGAGUUUUCAGCUUUUUACAUUUUUACAAGUGUCUUUAAUAUUUCCAUCGAAUAAAGAGACAGACAGACAUACAGAUCUAGAAUUUAAGCUCACUGAGCAGAGCCCUCCACCUCUCUGUUGUCUGGUUAUAAUUACAUGUCUGUUAGCCCACCCAUUGUACAGCGCUACAGAAUUCGAUGGCGCUAUAUAAAUAAUAAAAUAAUAAUUAUUAUUAUAUAAAUAGGUAGGUAGUACGGUAGGUAGGUAGAUCUGGGAUGCAUUGUGCAGUUCACAAUAUGGACUAAAUUUACUAACAGAAAACUGGGUCAGUUCUGUGUUGUUUUAAUAAAAGUAUCACCAUGGAGACCAGUAGAAUGUUUGUGCUAAUUGACCCAGUAUUGUCCUGGCCUAGCAGUAGUCCAGUGUGUAGGUAGCCCAUGGCUGUGAAUGGCUAGCCGGCUACCUGGCUGGGCCAUCACGCUCUCUCUGCUCAUUGUAAAGUUUAGUAAAUCCGUCCAGAGGUGGUGCGUGUGUGGAUGAAUAUAACCCUCUCGUUUUAAUUAUGAUCAGGCUCAUAAAGUCAUUCAUUUCAUUCCAGAGCUAUAAACAAAUGUCGCGUUAGUCCAAGAUUGAUGGGGUCUGUGUAAUAAAAGCAGGCCUGGUCAGGAAGGAAUAAAAUUCAAUCAGGGGCUGGGAAUCAUUUUUCAGGGCAAGGGAAGACAAGAGAGAGACGGGGGUCAGGGAGAGGAUGUCGGACCGUGUGCUGGCCCAUACACACACAUUGAUCCUUCUAACAGGCAGAAUUGGAUUUUGGCUUUUCCAGACACCAGUCACCGGCGAGAUUGUAUUUUGUAUGUAAAACCCGCAUAAUAGUAAUAAAAAAUAUAUAGAAGUAGAUAGAAAGGCAGAGAGAAAGAUAGGCACUUAGUAAUGGAAAUAUAGGAUAGAAAUGAAAUCUACUUUGUAAAGUAAGAAUGUUUAUUUUUCUUUAGAGCAUAACAGCGUACAAAUUCAAUUUAGUAUUUUAUUUUUUUCGAAAUCGCUCCUAUCCUAUUCAUUUAUACGUUGAAAGCGCAUUAAGUGUAGUGAUUGGAUUUUUUUUCAAAUGUCUAAUUUUGGAAAAUCUUAUAAUAAUUCUAAAAUUCGAGUAGUUUUCGCCAAUUACAUAUACACAGGCAUAUUGGCAGACUCCAUACAUACAAUGAAACCUUUCUAAAUUGCCAUCUUAUUUUUUUAUUUCAUCUUUCUUAAUUUGUUGUUACAUUCCUACAAGUAAAUGGUGUGUCUAUAUAUCCAUAGAUAUGUAUUGUGUAUAUUCAAUGUAUACUCCUGGAUGUCCGUGUGCUUUAUACAGUUAGAAACAUGCUUUCCAUGAUUUAACACGAGUUAUUUAUACUGUAACAUUUACACAAAUACAUUACAGCAUUACUCUAACACAGAUUCAGUAGCACAACUGCACACACAUUCAUUUUACAGUACCAUCAUUCUACGAAAAUAAUUCAUUUUUAAUAUAAAAUGUAAGCAGUACGUUCACGUACAAAGUGCUGUAAUAGAAACACAAAGUGCAGUAAUACUCAGACACCCAGAGACCAGUAAUACUUAGACACACAAAGUGCAGUAAUACUCAGACACCCAGAGACCAGUAAUACUCAGACACCCAGAGACCAGUAAUACUCAGACACCCAGAGACCAGUAAUACUCAGACACACAAAGUGCAGUAAUACUCAGACACCCAGAGACCAGUAAUACUCAGACACACAAAGUGCAGUAAUACUCACACACACAGAGACCAGUAAUACUCAGACAUAGAGUGCAAUAAUACUCAGACACAGAGUGCAGUAAUGCUCAGACAUACAGAAUGUAGUAAUACGUAGACAUAGAGUGCAUUAAUACUCAGACACAGAGAUCAGUAAUACUCAGACACAGGGUUCAAUAAUACUCAAACACAGAGUGCAGUAAUGCUCAGAGACACAGAAUACACUAAUACUCAGACACACAGAAUCUAGUAAUACUCAGACACAGAGAUCAGUAAUAUUCAGACACACAGAGUGCAGUAAUACUCACACACAAAGUGCAGUAAUACUCAUACACUGAGUGCAGUAAUACUCAGACACAGAGUGCAACAAUGCUCAGACACACAGACCGCAGUAAUGCUCAGACAGACAGGAUGUAGUAAUACUCAGACAUAGAGUGCAAUAAUACUCAGACACAGAGAUCAGUAAUACUCAGGCACACAGAAUGUAGUAAUACUCAGACACAGAAUGUAGUAAUACUCAGACACAGAAUGUAGUAAUACUCAGACACAGAUAUCAGUAAUGCUCAGACAGACAGAGUGCAGUAAUACUCAGACACACAGAGUGCAAUAAUACUCAGACACACAGAGUGCAAUAAUACUCAGACACAGAGUGCAGUAAUACUCAGACACGCAAAGUGCAGUAAUACAUAGGCACACAGAAUGUAGUAAUACUCAAACACAGAGUGCAAUAAUACUCAGACACAGAGUGCAGUAAUACUCAGACACACAGAGUGCAAUAAUACUCAGACACAGAGUGCAAUAAUACUCAGACACACAAAGUGCAGUAAUACUCAGACACACAGAAUGUAGUAAUACUCAAACACAGAGUGCGGUAAUGCUCAGAGAGAGUGCAGUAAUACUCAGACAUCGUGCAGUAAUACUCAGACAGAGUGCAGUAAUACUCAGACACACAGAAUACAGUAAUACUCAGAGUGCAGUAAUACUCAGACACACAGAGAUCAGUAAUACUCAGACAUACAGAGUGCAGUAAUACUCAGACACACAGAGUGCAUUAAUACUCAGACACACAGAUCAGUAAUACUCAGACACAGAGAGUGCAGUAAAAGUCAGACACACAGAGUGCAGUAAAAGUCAGACACACAGAGUGCAGUAAUACUCAGACAGAGUGAAGGAUCCACAAGUAUUUCUCACAAGUAUACACAACACAUGGAUAAUAUAAUAGUCACCGCCCGGUACCUCUCUCAGAACCAUGGUGGAUCAAUAAUCCUUACCGAGUGCACUGUGCUAUGGCCAUCCAUAAUACACAAUAUAAAUAAUGAUUCCUAAUGUGCUCGAAUGUAAUUCGCUCUAGUCUAGGGAAUCUCUAUACAUCCCGUGCAUGUGGUAAAACUGCAAUAUGUCCGAAUUCAUUAUUAUUAUUUUGUUAUUAUUAUGAGCACCAAGCUUUGUAAAUAGAGUCGAGAUUUAUUCCUGGAAAAGAACAAAUUAAGGGAUAUGAGUCUCCGGCACUCCAUUUUCUGCGCACUCCAACUCCCAUCACACCCAGUGGACAGUGUUGUAGUCGGGCAGCUGCUGGAGUGUCAGAGGUUACAUGUUCUGUGUUAACUGUGAGAGGAUUUAUUGUCUUAGGUAAUAGACACAGCAGGCCUGUCAGCCAGGGAACCCAAUAUAUUAUGUGAUUAUUAUAUGGGACUAGUGGUCGGAUUACGGACUGCAGUUCACACGUUGUUGUUAUGGUUCAAGUGACAACUGGGUGGCAGAUAUCAACUGCAUCGAUUGGAAGUAGUUGAGUAUCUACAAUCCAGCGAGACUGAUUAGCAAAUAAAGACAUGUGUUUCUUUAACAAUGGGCAAAGCAGCCCAGGUCCUUUCACCCCAGAUAUCUGGAAGAGACUCAGACAGUGCUGCUCCACAGGCUGCGUGUGAUGGGAGUCAUGCUGCUCUCAGUUUACGGGGCAUGUAAAGAUAUAGGGAGCUAGGAGUGGAGCUCUGUGAUUACAGCUCGCAUACCGCCCAUCAGCCAGCAUGGGGAGAGAGCUCCAGCUAACACGGUAGAAUAGGUCGUGCUGCAUAUAGUGACUGAGAGCAUAGCAGGGACAAGGUAAAUCAGUGCCAUGGAUGAAGUAUGUAGAAUAUUAUAUGGAUGGAUGGAUGGGGGCAGGCGGUCUCCUGAGCUCUGGAUGCAGAGUGCACCAACCUAGUGCUGGGGGUUCUCUCUCCAUUCACUCUCCUGGGGAUUCGUUUUGACUGUUUUAUGGACAUCUUCCGCCAAUGAGAUGGUUUUCAGGGGCUCAUACAAUGUGAAUACUCCCCUCCUCUCAGCUCCCGGUUAGUACCGUGAGAGCUACAUCAGACAUCUCACUAUCACAGCAAGCAUGCAGGACUGACACACUCUCUAAUACAGGACCUGCACUGCUACAAGGAGAAUAGAGAGAUACACUGCACAGCCACAAGGAGAAUAGAGACAGCCUGAACAACCACAAGGAGACUAGAGAGACACCCUGCACUGCCACAAGGAGAAUAGAGAGACACCAUGCACUGCCACUAGGAGAAUAGAGACAGCCUGAACAGCCACAAUGAGACUAGAGAGACACCCUGCACUGCCACUAGGAGAAUAGAGAGACACCCUGCACUGCCACUAGGAGAAUAGAGAGACACCCUGCACAGCCACCAGGAGAAUAGAGAGACACCCUGCACUGCCACUAGGAGAAUAGAGAGACACCCUGCACAGCCACCAGGAGAAUAGAGAGACACCCUGCACUGCCACUAGGAGAAUAGAGAGACACCCUGCACUGCCACUAGGAGAAUAGAGAGACACCCUGCACAGCCACCAUGAGAAUAGAGAGACACUCUGCACUGCCACUAGGAGAAUAGAGAGACACCCUGCACUGUCACAAGGAGAAUAGAGAGACACCCUGCACAGCCACUAGGAGAAUAGAGAGACACCCUGCACAGCCCUAAGAAAAAGAGACGCCCAGAAGAACCGCAGGGCAAGAGAGAGGCUUCUUGUGCAGUCCUAGAAAAACUCAUUGACACGUUAUCCGGUAUAUCUGCAACUUCUAUUCCAGAACUUUAAGAAUUAAGCGUUUAUUUAUUAAACUUCGAAUAGAUAUGAACUGGGAAUCGAAUCGAAAAGGUUGGGUAAAAAGAGCUGACCUGUGAUUAUAGCUUAUCUGUAGAUUUAUUUAUUUUUUCAAAUGAGCACCGAAUACAUGUAUUUUUUUCAAAUCGGUUUCCAAUUCCCUAGAAUUUAUUUUUAGUGAAUGACAGUCAUUCUAUUUUUCUAUUACUAUUAGUUAAAAAUCUAUUUCUAAGUGCGUGCUUGUUGCAGUUGGCUAUUCUAGAUCAGUAACUGUCUGGGUUUUUAUAAAAUCUUCUCGCAAAUAUACAUUUUGAAUAACAAUAGAAUGGCUGAAGAGAAAGGUGUCUAUAUAGUAACUGUAUGCCGAAGUUCUUGGAGCAGUCACCAUGGAAACCAAGGCAAUACACCUGCCAAUUGCUCCACUUUAGCACUUAGCCUUGUUUUAAAACGCAUCACCUUCAAAUCUUCUCUACCAACUUGUCUGUUGCAACUACUUUUUUACUCCACAUAUUGUACAGGGCCGCUUGAUAAAUAAGGAGCACAUGACAGAGGUUAAGGCAAAAUAAGUUAUCUGGGUAAACAAAUCUUAAGUCCUGCAGUGUUGGAGACUUUUUUCCCAGCUCCCAUACGUUGAUCUAAAUUUUGCAUGUCGGUACUUAAAUUACAGCACAUCGCCGUUUAGUGAAUAGGUAUCUUGGAGUGUAUUUCCUUUGGUCUUCGGGGCUGUUUGUUGUUCUAGUCGCAGUGCGGUAUGUAUCAUCCGUUCUAAAGCUGUAGAUGUGUGAUGGAGUGUGUCUUGUCAUUAAUCCGAGGCAGCGAGUUUGCUCUGAAUGAUUAGCCUCCUGCACUGACAAGUUAGAGAGGAGGAGGAAUCGCCUGCAGAUACAUUAGCUGCUAAUAACUCUUGUUUUCAUAUACUAAACCUUUAUCAGAACAUAACCGUGUCACACAAGGUAAUCUCACUUCCCUCCUAUCACCCUCAGCCAUGGCAGCUGUCGAUCUAAUCUGCUCCUAUGACAGAUUAUAUGCUAAUUAUUAAAUAUAAACAAUCUAUAAUGGUUAUUAUUCCUAAUGCAAGCUGUGCAGUCACUGAAUUCGGAUUUCUAUAACAAUGUAGCAAAUGACAGCAUAGAAUACUGAACGCCAUGCUUAGGACUGCUAUUUACUUUAGUUUGUAUGGAAGACAUGGUUACUAUUAUUGGAGUACACCGUUUAAUGUGCCAUCAUUAAAGCAGUGUUUUAGUGUGGGAUACUUGCAAUGCGUGAAUAGGGUAAGCUUGUUUGAGCAGGGUCCUCAAUAACCUAUUUUAUAAUUGUCUUAAUUGUUGUUAAAUUCCCUCCAUUAUAACAUUGUAAGGCGCUGCGGAAUAAGUUGGCGAUAUAUAUAUAUAUAAAUAAUAAUAAUAAACUGGGGAUUGGCAAUAUUGGAUAAGGAGAUGGGUCCUACACUGGUUUUAGGGACAAUUAGUAACGGCAGAAAAAGAGAAAGUCACCAAUCGAUCAGGAGAAUACUCUGGAUUCUGUCAGAGUAUUGAUCCACAGUGUGGCGUAGGAGUCGUCCUAUACGCAUUAGUAGUAGUAACCUUUUCACUGCCGGAAUGCUGUAGAGAAGUCUGAUUACAUGAUGUCACACACAUUGUGUGUUAAAUAUAUAAUAUUAACCCCCUAGCCUGUCAGCACAAUACACUCCAGAGAUUCCUUUUCUGAUGAUGCCAUUUAAUGGCUGUAGUAACGUUGUACACACACAGUGGCAGAAUAUCAACGUGAUAAAUGAGCAUUUCUCCAGCAAUGCAUUGCCAUGGGUUCUUUUGUUGGUGUAAAUAUUUAGCAAGCUGCACUUUAUCAUUCCCCAUCCAACACACACUCAUUAUGGAUGUGUACUAACUGGGAUUGUAAACAUGUCUGUCCAGGAUAGCUGCUAAACGGAGGUUGAUUUGACUAUACUGAACAGUUUCAAUGUGCGUUUCAUUAUCAAUAGAAUGUGUGUGUUAAAUCGAGAGAACUCUGUAAAAUAGAAGUUAAUAAUCAUUUGCAGAUAUCUUUGUGUAGAUUGUUUCAUGUAGAUUUCCCCCCUCAAAUAAAAUCCCAUGAAACACACAUUAUAAGGGGGGCCAUAUAAAAUACAGUCUCUGUGUGCACCUGUAAAGCAAGGUGUUGUGAAGCUGUCUGUGUGAUCAAACUCUGCUGGACUGGGCACCUGGAUCCCAUUAGCAAGAACAGGCUCCUGACCUAUGCUUUUCCUACACUUUCAGCAAGAUGUCCUCUAAGGAUCCAGUCAUUUGAGUCCAGGUGUUAAGAGUACUAGGCCAGCAACAGAGUUUCCACUGCAGAUCCUUGGAAACUGCACUCCCUCCAAAUAACACACAAAGAGACCUCUAUCGUUUGCAUUUACAGCUCUGUAGCAAGACAAACAGCAAAAACAAGUCCCAGAUUGCUUACAUGACUGAUAUGUUCAGGUACCUACAAUGGCACACAUGGUCUGAGAUGACUUACCUCUAUCUAUCACAUUUGCAUCAUUGUAAAUAUAUAUACUAUUGGAAGAAGUUUAGAUUUUUUUAGUAUGAUGAAAGUGUUAAAAUUGUUUAUUCAUUUGUGCAGAAUUGGAUUAAAGAUUGCAGUGAAUUUUAACUACAAUUAAUUAAAUCUUAAUAACCAUUGUUAAAAUGUCAGUUUGCAGAACCAUCAUCUGAAAUGUAGUUUUAAGGCUUGUUGUACAAGCCAUCUGAAAUGCUCAUUGCUGAGGGACAUCUCUAUAUAAUAAUAAUUAAAAAUAACACAACAACUCAUAUCUUGUAUAACCUUCUAAACAUGUACAUCCUAUGUGUCUGCAUGUCCAUAAUCCAUGAAUGCUGUGCAUAAAAAAUACAAAUCAUUUGGGGUAUAUUCACUAAGCACAUUUUAGUUAAUUGAAAAUUGAAUAGCAAAAGUUAGGCCACAUUAGCAAGAGUUGGAAAAAUUCAUCAACUAAGCUGCAGUCAGAGCUAGGAUAUUUUACCCUUUUUUUCUGCAAUUCUGUUUUCAGUUCCUUCCGGGUUGAGGUUUACUAAGUAACUCCAUUAACCCUGUUUAAUUCUACAAAGAAGUCUAUAAGGUCUACACACUGCAAACAAUAUUUCCACCCGCCGAGAAAUUGAAUAUAAGAUUUAUUUUUUACACAAACUUGGUAACGUGAAGAAACACUUUUUAAGUACCAGAGUUUGGCAAUAGGAUCACUUUAUAUUAGCCCUGAAAAAGUCAAUUUUUCAUCAGACAAGAAGGACACUUUCCACAGCCACUUACUAAAUUGCACCAACAAAGGAAAAGGGGGACCACUGAAUUAGGGGUUCUCUGAUCUCACACUAUAUCAUGGGUGGCACUGAAAGAUUUCUACUACCUUUCAGCUGUUUUAGAGUAUUAGUUCAUGACCAUUCUAAAAAUCAGCAUUUACAUAUUUUUCUUUUAAAUUUUUUUUUUUUACGCAAACUCAACUAAAAUAUCUAAAACAAGUUACCUUUUUUUACCUGUCUUGGCCUCUGGGGUAGAAAUGAAUGUCAAAUAAGAAAUAAAAAAAUAAUGGAAGAUCCCAGCUCAAAUUAUGGUCUUAUUGACCUCUUAAUAACCCGGGUGCCUUGGCAAGAAGGCUCAACCAACAUUUACUAACUUUACGGCUUGUAGGUAUAGACUUUCUACACUUUACCAUUUUCUGAGCUGCUUUGAGAUCCUGUGGCUAAUUAUAGACAGAAGAGACAGGAAAGCGAUAUGAAUGGGGCUAUUCUGAAGGAGCGAGGCCACGGGUAUAGAGGAGCCUUUUGUCAUAAGCUUCUAGACUGCACUGUGCCUCUAUACUCUAGCCAAGCUUAAACCUCUGGGCUUACAGAUCUUCGGCACAAGCAUAAUCUAAAAAAGGGCUUUUAUGUGAAUAAGGCCUUAUACUGAAUAAGUGCAAAAAAGAAACAUUCAAUCAAAUAAUAUAUUCUACUAACUAUUUGGCUACAUAGCUGGUUAACCAUUUCAGUAGAGUUUUAACCGUUUCAGGGAGAGGGAUUCUAGAAAAACUAUAGGGAUCUUAAUCAUGGGAGUAAAAAUAAUAUAAGAAAAUAAACAGUGUAAUGGAAUUGGAUUGAUUUUCUUUUCUUAUCUGUAAGGUUACGAGGAAGACAAACACAAACUUGGUGAAAUGAUUGCACGCAUUAGCAUUUUGUAGAAAUGCAAUUUAAUAAGAAAGAAGAUCUAUAUGAAAGAAGUAGAAAAUGGCAAGCUCCAAUUGCGUUUCCACGCUUAAUAAUAAUUACACAAAGAUCUUACCAUAUAUCUGUGAAAAACAGUAGCAAAAUAAAGUAAAAUAUACGAAUGAAGAACCCCAUACAAGGUAUAAAAUAAAGACAAAAAACAAACCCCAAUCAAACAUCAAGGUGUGUUGCAGUACCAGUAAUGUGUAUGAUUAAAUAGAGGGACAUUUAAUACAGAAUAUAUUGUACUACUAAAAUGAGAUUCAGCAAGCGGUGGAUUAUCCAAGGGGUUGCACCAGGCCCUUAUUUUUAUUCUUCAUACUCAGGCGUUGGGAUUGGUCUCCAUUAAAUGGAUGUCCGCUUCCACCAUCUCCUUCACAAGUUCCUGAAAUAAAAUUAAUUUUCUUUUAAUUUAUGUUUCAUAUUUACAAUUAAAGAAGAAGGGAUAGUAACUGUUGUGUGUCCAUAUAUGUAUAUAGUUACCCUGCCAUCAGAUUGCAAUACUCAGCAAACACAAACAUGGAAGAAGUUGUAAAGAAGUGUCAGUUUGGGUAGAAGAUGUGCACACGUGACUUAAACAGAACACUGUCCAUAAAUGUCCAUGUGGGAAAAUAUGGUUGGUAUUAAAAUAUAUAGUUACCUCUUUGUGGCCAUACCAUAAUACAUGUAUUGUAUAUGAAUGCAAGUUUCAAGCUCUAAAAAUCCUUUCUUUUCAGGACUAUAGCUCUUCUGGUAGAACAUGGUCCAAUACAAAGAAGAGCCUCUAGCACUGGUCCAGCCUAACAAUAAUUUUAUAAGUCAUGGUGUAAUAGGUUCAAAUUGACUGUAUUGUGUUAUGAAGGGGAGGGGGUAGCUAAAAUAUAUGAACUACAGUUUUUUAAUGUGUAUGUGUGUUUGUAUAUAUAUAUAUAUAUAUAUAUAUAUAUAAAGAAUCAGUGAAGCAAGGCACUCCUCCUCCAUCUAUAUAUUCAAUAUAAAUGCCCAGGUGCAAACCCGCGUUAUAUAUACCCAACAAUAGUAGUCCAGGGAGCACACUGGGUCUUCAAAUUAGUGAAAAAAAUUCCUUUUAAUGUAUCAUAAAAAAUACAUCUGCUGUGAGAUACCGACCAACGUUUCGACCCUCCUGGGGUCUUUAUCAAGAUCGAUAAAGACCCCAGGAGGGUCGAAACGUUGGUCGGUAUCUCACAGCAGAUGUAUUUUUUAUGAUACAUUAAAAGGAAUUUUUUUCACUAAUUUGAAGACCCAGUGUGCUCCCUGGACUACUAUUGUUGGGUAUAUAUAUAUAUAUAUAUAUAUAUAUAUAUAUUUAUCAUACAAAAUCCAGCGCACUCACUCAUUCACUAUACAGCAAUUUCAAGUCUCACAGAAUGUAAAAAUACUUUUUUUUUUUUUAUUAAAAACACCUCACCUAGGCAAAAAUAAUGGGGGGUUAGUUACAGUAUAUGGUCAGCCUGCCACAAUGUCAAAGUACUCUCAUUCUUGGCAGGUCCUACUCUAGCAACCUAAUGCCUGCUCAUAGGUGUGUAUAUAUAUAUAUAUAUAUAUAUAUAUAUAUAUAUAAAAAUUCUAAAGUGUGAAUUGUGAGACUUUUUUACAUUGCUAUGUUUUACAGUUUUAGACAUUUGUUUCUGUAUAUUAAAGAAAAAAUGUCUAUAAGACUUAGAAUGUUUCUGUUUCACAAUGCCUUACAUUACAUUUCCAUAUGCACAGGAAGCUACAGGGCAUGAGAUUAGUUUCAUUUCACAUAAUCAACUGUUCCAAUUUUGCUUCAGUUAUGAAAAACUGCACCUACAUCAAAUGAUACUCUGCAUUGCCAUCCUAACUUCUGCUUGGCUUUGCUGCAGUCACCUUGGAGGAAUUCCUAAUGAAAGAAACAAAAUAGCACAAUGUAAAGCUGCAAUAUGUGAUACAGAAUUUUGAAAUCUCAAUAAGGAAAUACAUAAACACAAACCCUCACAUGCAAUCCAAGUAGUAGUUCUCAAUAAUUAAUGGUUUAUUACGUUUUUAACGUAUCCAUUAUCAGUGUUAAAGCGUCAAGAUCAAGUCAACUGGAUACAUAUUAUAAUGGAAGUACCCCACUAUCUUAUACAUAAACUUAUCAUUAAUCAGAGGUGGUACUAGCACUUUAAGCUGUUGAUGAGGACAAUUUGAAUUUAGUCAUUUAGAGCGACACUAUAGACACCCAGACUGCUUCAGCUUAUUGAAGUUAUUAAGAAACUGCAGUGAUUGAGCAACUGCAAUAACUAAUUUGCAGGGUUAACUCCACCUCUACUGGCUGUCCACCAGAUAGUCACUAGAGGCAUUUCCAGGUCCUCAGCAGACUUCAGGUCACUUGACUUUAUCAAAAGGUGUAAUAGACAUAUUCAAAUCGGAAUAUAUAUUUGUAUUUUUCCUGUGUUUGUUUACAAUUUCAGUUAUAACUUCUUGGACUUCCAUAAUACAGGUGCUCAUUAUUUAAAUGGUUAAAAAGUAAUACUUUUGUCCUAAGGGAAAAGUCUGUUGGCAUAUCCAGAAGGCAAGAUUUAAGAUUUAAGUAAAUAAAUGGGUAACAUAACAUACAUAUAGCUAUUUAUUUAACUAGGUUAGUUAUUUAAAAGAAGAAUGGAGUAUGGUAUUGAGACAGACCAUUUUACAAUCAUAUGUGUAACAGUAUAAAUAUGCGCUCCUGUGAGUUGUAUUUUUGUGUAGCUUAUUGAAACGCACAACUACAAUUAACAUUACUUUGAAAAGAAUAACAUCAUGGUAGGAUAGAGAGAUCUCAGUCUAAAAAAGAGGGACUCUGCCUCCAAAGAGGAAUACUUCAGAAGCAUUGCUAAAUGAAAACCACCAUAGCUCAUUUCUGGAAAUCAACACCUAAUGUACACAGGAGAUGCCAUAGUGUAAAGCUAUAUAGAACGAGUUUCUGAAAAGGUUAACUAGAAUCUGUUAUGUUAAAUUACAUCUAAGGACAAUCACAGCAGAUUCCUAAUGGUAUACCAGUGAUAUGUGUAGUAAUGGCUCCCAGCGGUGUCAUCACAAGGAAUAACAAUGCGGAAUCUGGAAUUAAUUUAGUUGUCUGAAUCAAGCUACAAGUAGUCAGGUUUAGGGCUAGUUCAGCCCUGAAUAUCACAAGGCCUCAAAGUGUUACAGUGCACACUCAAAAAAAAAUAAACAACGAAAAAAAAUAAAUUUAAGAGUGAGACGAGUAUAGUUCCAGCACAAACUAAACAAAAAAUAAAAAAAUAAAAUAUGUACUGUAAAAAAACACAAAACAAAAAAAAAACAUGAAUAUUAGUGGUAGAACUGAUAUAAAACUUGAGUUCAGUUGCCAAGCUUUUUUUUUUUUUUUUUUAAACAAAAUGAUUAAGUAGAGAGUUUAUUCACCAGGCUAAUCCGUGUUUCCAGAAUGAAAAGCACCCUGAGGGGCUCUUAAUAACUCCAAUUUGUCCUAAACAAUGAAAUCAAGCAAGGCCUUGAAGCAACAAAAAGUCUCUGCAAGGCAUCACCACUGAGACAAUGUACAUAUUAGGGUGAAAGGUAAUGUAAGGGCUAGGCUCCUGCAUCUGAUUACUCCACAACCUCUAGCAUCUCUAACCACAAAGCCGUGUGUGCCAUAGCUUCGAACCUAAACACACACAUACCACUCCGUCUAUUUUAAAUUACUUUGGUUACAGUUCAUGGUCUCCAUUUAUCUGAACAACAGACAGAUAAAUCUGUGCAGAUUUCAAUUUCUCCUGUGACCAAACCACACUCUGUAAAAACAGCAGAGGCGCACCAGAAAUUUAACUGUGCAGCGGUCAUGUUACUGCACGGAAUGGUUCAAAUUAUUGUCUUGUUUUGUUUAAAACAGAAGUAAAUCACAAAGCAAACACAACAACAAAUGAUAUAUUUCACUCUAAAUGAAAACACAUGCACAGGGGUAAGAUGCCCGAAAUGGUUAAAGAAAGAUUUUCAUAAUGGAAAAAAGGCUGAAUUGUUUUUCGAACAUGAUUGUGAAUAACUAACCUGUUAACUGCUGAAUUGGCAAGUAGGGCUCAAUUUAUAAUGUGCAACACUGAGCAAUGCUCUACAUCUUAAUUUAGAAGCAACACCCACUGAGACCAUUUUGUUAGAUUCCAUAAAUACAUUUCCUGAUCAAGACACAAACCACACAAAUAGGUUUAAACGCAAACCAUAAACUCUGCGCACUUCUUACUACUGACCGUAAUGUAUUUUCAGCACCCAUAACAUUUAAACCUCUGAUCAUUUUAGAACUGGUAAGCACCCAAUUAAUACCAACUGGCAUCUGUAUGUAAUUUCAGCGGCAUAGCUUGUUCUAAAUUACAUUAAAGGACUACCAAAAUAAAAAGCACCUAAAUUGCACCUGUCGUGACUAACAUGACUUGGCGUUACUUUAAAGAGCUUUUAAUUUCAUCUAUACAUUACACUAGCCAAGUUGACAGCAAAUGUAUAGAUAUCACAAUAAAUAGAUUAAAUAAAUUAAAUAAAUUAAAAAAAAAACAAAUAAAAAAAAAACACACACACAUAUAUAUUUUUAUUAAAAAAUAUAUUUUAUAUGGAAUAAAUAAAAGCUACAUUUUACUACUUCAACCAAGUCCCAGGAGUGCGAUUGUUUCUACACCCAUAUAUAUAUGUGUGUGUUUAAUUUGCAGGGCUAAUAUAUAUAUAGGAUCCCGGUGACUGCAACAGGGGGAGGGGUUACUAUUUAGAAAGACACUAAGGGAACACUACAGUGUUAGCAAUACAAAACGGUCUUUCUCCGACCCCCGCCCCAGUCAUGAAAUUAUUUAAAAACCUUUCUCUCAAUUGUAGGGUUAGACACACUGCACCCAGAGCACUUAAAUGAGAGUAAGUGGCUGGGUGCCUAUAAAGUACCCUAAGAAAAAAAACACAAUCUUAAUGCAGUGAAUUUCAAACAUAAUGAAAAAUAUUGCCAUUUUAGAGAAACAGCAACAUUUAUGUUUCUAUGAAACCACGCCUCUAUCAGACAGACAGCUACAGGAGACUCUUCCUCAAUCAAAGGUCUUCAUGUUCAACAAUAUUCCGCACAACAUGAUGGUGCUGAAAGGUACUUUAUGCACUGGCAUAAAAGUGAGUUUUAUAACAAUUUUAGGUAUAUCCCCUUUGAAUUUUCACCUCGCUUCUCCUUCAACCAAUAUGGAGAGGGAUACUCAACACGUAAGAUACCUCAGAAUGCAAUCUAUUGGAUGCUUACUGCACGGGUUAUUCGGUCAAAGACCAUAUAUCCUUAUACCUACGGGCAGGUGAUUCUGAAUCCCAUUUUGUGUGGGCAAGUCCCAUUCUUCUCCAGUGACUAUUGAAACCCACUCCUUAAUGGAGAAGCUGCAGGACAAAUCCUAGAUUCAACCGGCAGACCAUUCUUUGACCCGAGGUUAAUUCAUCACCCCCAUUCCACCAAAUGGGUUCCACCUAGCCAUAUUGCAGAGUUCUUACAAUACUGGCUUAAUUGCCAGCUGGACAAGGAGGAGAAAUUGAGGGUUGAAUGCCCACGUCCUAUGGUCCUUCACAAGGUCGCCUGCACGCUGUAAUUCAACCCCAUGUUGGUGACCUUCAUGAACAGAGCUGGAUGGGACACUUGUAAGGGAUUAGAACAAGGCUUGGAGUCUGUGCAGAUAAACGUUAUCAAACAUCUCUGGGCCGAUAAAGCAGAUUUCUAUAUAGAAAUCAGAAUUAACAAAGGUUGAUAAUUCUUGUGUGUAAAGGCAUGCAGUGGACUUAUUUAUUAUUAAGAGAACAGUUUGGGAAUUACUACUUUGUCUAUUCCUGACAGUGAGGCUAAUGAGGGAAACUAACAAAUAUCAUACACUUCCAUUUGGCAGAAGCCAUAAGCUGCUGAAGCAGAGUUCUCGCUUUCAAUAUGGAUUAUUGUAAACCCAUCCCUUGGUGCUAUGCGGCAAUUAUGGUGCCUUAAUAGAGAGGCCAAUAGCAUGCCUUCCACUCAUGGGCAGCUGGUUCUGCUGUCAAAUGGCAGAUCAAUGCGAGGUCCCUCAAAUUCCUUCUUAAAGGAGAUUACACAUGUGAAAAUCCUAGUUGCUUUGCAGUACCGAAGCCUAAUACAGAAAUACAGAUUUUUUAUUAUUAUUAUUUUUUGCAAACACAUAGGCAAUAACUGGAGUGUUUAAAUAUACUAUUUAAAAAUGUUUUUAGCUUAUCCCAUCCAAGAAAGAAAAAUCUUAGUGGUCCCUAAUUACUACACAUAAAUUUUUCCCCCACAUAAAAACUAGUGGGGUGCUGCACCAUGUGACCCAAGAAUGAUCCUCCACUGGUGACUCUGAUGAGGAUUACAAAUACAUGAUAUAUAACUAUACAGAACCUUAUUCAACUACUGCCAAGAUAUGAUUGCAACCUCCAUAAAAUUAACUUGGGCUCUUCAUACAUCAUCCUGAUUGUAUCACACUAUAAAUUGUUACAUUAACAAAAAAAGAUACCUUACAAGGAAAAACAUAAUCAGAAUGUUUUAGUUUAUGUAAUUGCUGCCAGUAAAUAUGUAGAAUUAAAUGUACAGAAUUCUAGUUUAUUUUUCGUGCUCUGCCUAGGUAAGCAGCUUAAAAAUUAGGUAAAAACUUUUUGUUAGUAAAUAAAAUAUAUUGUGUUAGACACUGUACAGACACUGUUAACCAGUUACUAAGUGUCAUCCUUAAGCACCAAAAUGUAACUUUGUCUCAAGUUCCAAUGCGAUUUAUAUCCCCUCUGGGCACGAGGUGUUGUCACAGGAAUGUCUGCCACAACUCCAUUGUGAUCCUCUGCAUCAAAACUCUUCCCCAAAGCAUCAACCAUGGUAGGUCAAACGUCAUGACUGCAUUAUAACAGCAAAAGAGGGUUCCUAGGGCACGGGGUAGACUUUCGGGGUAAGAGCAGUAUGCGCAUGCCAAUUGUAUGUGGGCAUUAGACAUAAUUUUUACAUUCUGGCAUUUUAAACAAGCUUGAAAGGACACUAUAAUCAUCAGAAAAACUGCAGCUUAAUGUAUGUGGUCUAUAGCCUCUCCCUGCAGACUUUUUAGUGUAAGCACUGCCUUUUUUCAGAGAAAACUGACAUUACUGACUAGGAACACCUAUAGUGGCAGUCAUUCGUACGGCCAUUAGAGGUGCUUCCUGGGUCAGUGUUGUCACAUAGAAAUGCGUUGAUUCAUUGAUGUAUUGAUAGGGGGCCAGGACCUAAAUUUUUCUAUUUAAACCAUAGUGCCAGGAAUACAUGUUUAUAUUCCUGACAUUAUAGUGUUCCUUUAAGUAAUAGAAAUGCAGUCAUGUUCUUUACCAAUGCCCCUAAUCAAUGUAUUUAACAUUUUUUAUUAACCAGUUUUGUCACAACUACUGAUUGACAAAAAUGGUAUUUCUGCUCUUAAGCUAAUUUUUAGAAUCUGGAUAAAACAAAGGACAAGAUAAAAUACACAAUAUUAUUUAAAAAAUGUAACCCUUUAAAUAUGUUUGUAAAGAAUGGUAAAAAAAAGGAACAUGAAUAUAAAUUAACAGAAUUGUAUAUAUAUAUAUGUUUGUGUGGCGAAAGUAACCUCGCCACUUGUACUUGGAGGGGCCUGCUUGCCAGCCUCCUGCCCACAGACUAUGGGCCCUGCAGGGAAACCUGUAAAAGACUACCAAACUUGACCGACUGUUAGCACUGAUUUCCCUGGAAAUGUUUUGGGCAUAGGACGGUUGGUCAAAACUAUGACUUCCAGGAAAUUCCUGAACCCCUGAACCGAUCUGGGUGAUUUUUGGAUAUGUUGUUCACCCAGAUCAGGGCUAUCAGGGGAUGUAAUGGGGUUUUAUAUGUUCUUAAGGUUUCAUAAAAUCGUAUGUUUGUCUGUGCUUGGAGAUAAUUGGGUUAGAUUAGUACUGUUCCUGAUUCAAUUAUCUCCCAAGCACGGAUGAGGGAUUCUAUUGUUUGUGUAUGGGACUGUCUCACUGUAUGACUCUGUUUUUAUUGGUUUAUUCACUUUGUGUCCCUGUGCCCAACAAGGUCCACCUAGGUGUCACCAUUGUUGGGAAACUUGCAUAAGAGGCCAGUGUGCCUCCAUUAAAACUUCUGUUCCUGCUUACCCUCAACAUAGAAUCUCAUCUCAUGCAGUGGUGUAUCCUGGUUUUGUGCUGCCCUAGGCAGGACAAAACUCAGGCACCCCCCCGCGCCACCCCCACCCGCGCAACCGCCACCCAACCUUCCCCCCUGCUCCGCCUUCUAAAUACACACACACACAUUCACUGACAGAUACGCAUUCACUAGCUAACAGAAACACACACUCACUAACAGACACACACUCACUCACUCACUAACAGACACACACACUCACUAACAGACACACACACUCACAGGCAAACACACACACACUAACAGGCAAACACACACACUAACAGACAUCCACACUAACAGACAUCCACACUAACAGACUAACACUAACAUACAUACACUAACAUUAACAUACACACUAACACUAACAGACACACACACUAACACUAACAUACACACACACACUAACACACAAACACUAACAGACACACACUAACAGACACACACUAACAGACAUCCACACACACACACACUAACAUACACACACUAACAUACAUACACACACUAACAUACACACUAACAGACAUCCACACACACACACUAACAUACACACACUAACAUACAUACACACACUAACAUACACACUAACAGACAUCCACACACACACUAGCAGACAUACACACACUCACUAGUGUUUUUUUUUAAUUUUUUUAUUUAACCCCCCCCAGCCUCCUUACCUUUGGUAAUGCUGGGGGGGAGGUUCUUCCUCUGCCUGGGGUCCAGUGGCUGCAGGGCGGGCGGGCGGGCGGCCGGCGAGGGAGCUCUUCCCCUGAGCGCUCUGCUCAGCUCCCUCGCGCGCCGCCAGCAGAGUGAGGCUGGGAGCCGGAAUAUGACGUCAUCAACCCGGCUCCCAGCCUCACUCACUCUGCUGGCGGCGCGCGAGGGAGCUGAGCAGAGCACUCAGGGGAAGAGCUCCGUCGCCGGCCGCCCGCCCAGCGCUGCAGCCACUGCCGCCCAGAAUGUCUGUUAGCCGCGAGGCUAACAAGACAUUUGCCUUGGGCAUUUGGGGGGCGGCGUUUUUUGCCGUCCCCUGAAAAAUGCCGCCCAAGGCAAAUGCCUUGUUUGCCUCGCGGCUAAUACGCCCCUGAUCUCAUGUGUGGGGCAAACGGCUGUAUCUAUCCUGCUGCUGAUCCAAAAAGAAGGCAAAAAACCCGGUCUGAAGCGCUUCCAAUUUUGCAACAAACUAGGAAAAAAAUUCCUUCUUGACCCCAAAAUAGCAGUCAGAUAUCUCCUUGGAUCAAGCAGCUAUUACCCCACUAAUUAGAAAUGAUAUCCCUGUAUGUAUCACUAUACUCUCCAGGAAUUAUAAUCACUAGCUCUUAUAAGAGCUGUUCCUGCUACGCAGGGCCAGAUUAAGGGCCCAGUGGGCCUGGUGCUGACAAUUAUGACGGGCCUAAUUACAGAAUCAUAUCGACCAAAAACAGUAAAACACUCCAAAGCAUCAUGUAUCUGAUGUUGCUGGAGAGAAAGAAAACAGCAGCUAUAAGAAAACACAUACCCUAGGCUAAUCUCUCUCUAAUUUAUGUUUUCAUCUUUCAAGUAAAUCCAUAACCCCUAACAGCAACGUCCAGUCAAUUGGCAUGGUAAAAGGGUGUGCCACUGACACAAAUCACGUAACCUGCCAAAAGGGGCGAACAUGCCCAAAAAGAGGACAUGUCUGCUCAAAGAAUUAGAAGGCCAGCCUGGUAUGAAUGCAUGUCAGGCUGCCUGCCAAUCAUGCAGCUGGCCAACUAAGGGCAUACUAUGCAGACAGCACCCUGAGCUUGGCAUAAAUGCAUCUAAUGAUGCACUCACUCAACGCUUUCUAAGGGCUGGUCCACUUGUCUCCUUUCCUUCUUACUAGCAGGCAGAAGCUCCUGGUAUUUGGUCUGGGACAGAGAAAAGCUGUAUGUAGUGAGUGUAGAAGAAAGGGAACAUGCCACAGUGUUAGAGAGACCAAAGUCAGCAUUACCUUAAAGGAUCACUAUAGGGUCAGGAACACAAACAUGAAUUCAUGACCCUAUAGUGUUAACACCACCAUCUAGCCCCCCUGGGCCCCUCAUGCCUCCAUAAAUAUAGCAAAAUCUUACUAUAUUCAAGCCUGAAGCUGUAACUCUGCAUGCUGUUAGAUUCAUAAAAACAAGCAGUCUGCUGACAUCAUUAGAAGUGGUGGCCUGAUCCAAUCACAGUGCUUCCCCAUAGGAUUGUCUGAGACUGUCAAAGAGGCAGAUCAGGGUCAGAGCCAGCAUGAUUCAAACUCAGCCCUGGCCAAUCAGCAUCUCCUUAUAUAGAUGAAUUUAAUUAAUUAAUCUCUAUGAGGAAAGUUCAGUGUCUGCAUGCAGAGGGAGGAGACACUGAAUGUUUGGAUGCAUUUUAGGCAACCAUGACCCAGGAAGGAUCUCUAACAGUCAUCUAAGGAGUGGUCAGUGAAGUUAUCACUAGGAUGUAAUGUAAACACUGCAUUUUCUCUGAAAAGCAGUUUUUACAGCAAAAUGCCUGACGGUAAUGAUUCUACUCACCAGAACAAAUUUAAUAAGCUGCAGUUGUUCUGGUGACUAUAGUGUCCCUUUAACUAUAUUCAUUGUCAGCCAGUCCAAGUUUUGUUCCCAUACAUCCCUCUUAAGUUUCCAUACUUAAGUAAGAGUAUGUGAAAAGUAGUUAGGGUUGCCACCUUUCUUGGAAAAACAUACCGGCCUUACUAAUUUGCAUAAUUAAAUAUGUAUGGGUGACAUCACAUGAUGUAAAUCAGAAGGACUGACAUAAGAGAAAAUUCUGUAAAAUCACCAAAAAACUACUUAGUUUGAUUCUGCUGUAUAGAUGGAUUCCUCCCAGUGCCCCCAUGUCUCCCAGUGCCCUCAUGACUCAGUGCCCCCAUGUGUCGAUUACUCCAGGUCUUAGUGUUCCUAUGUAUCAGUGUCUCAGUGCCCCAUGUCUCCCAGUGUCCCUUAGUGUCUCAGUGUCUGCCAUAAUGUCUCCCAGUGUCCCUUAGUGUCUCAGUGUCCCCAUGUCUCCUUGCACCUUUCCCCCAUCCCUUACUUCCCUGAGCUGUAGGCUGUCUCUGCAGGGUGGAAGUUGCUGUCUGGACUCUCUGUAGCUGCACCCCUGCAGAUCAGUGAGUAUAGAUAGGCAGGGAGGGAUAUGCUGGAACUUCCUAUCCCUGCCUGUCUCCACACACAGUGACCUCUACUGGCCAGUGCUGGUAUUGCAGAGUAAUCUCUUGUUUAUACUGAGAAAAAUACCAGCAUUUGUAUUGCCAGUAUCACUGCAAUAUUGGCACCAGCCAGGCAGCCUCAAAUACUGGCUGUGCCAAUAAAAUAAAAGCCAGGUGGAAUCCCUAAGAGUAGUGUGUGAAAAAAAAAAAUGUAAAAAAAAAUUUUUUUUUUUUUUUUUUUAAAUCGAUGGGCCUAUUCCAUGGGCCUGGGCCUGGAGCUGCAGCUCCAUCAGCCCCUAUGUUAAUCCGGCCCUGCUGCUACGCUCUCUGGGGAGAGGUCUGCCCACUGGAAGCUGGAUCCUGGUCUUGGGCCCAGAGUGUGUGAAGGAUGGUGAAACUCCGGUGCAGCUGCAUCACUGGAAGUGGGAUCUGCAGUGCUUAUGGUGUCUGGUGAAGUGCUGGAAUUCCUUGGUGAGCACUACGAGCAUCGAUUGGCGGAGGCACUCGGUCAGAGUGCCAGGCGGUCCGUCACAGUUUGUAUUCCUGGACAGCAGUCUAUCAACAAAAGUGCUGCUUUAUCAUAGAUUUAUGUGCUAACCCUCCAUCCUAUGUUUCAAAUAAACUUCAUGCUAUUUUUAUAUAAGAAAUAUUGUAGUGAAUGUGUAAAAAAGCAUAGAUUUAAUACGUUUCACGUAAUUAGCAAUUUCAUGUAUCCCAAACAAAUCCAUUUGAUCUGAGGGAGUAAAAAAACAAAACCCCAAGGCAAAACAUGUAUAUUCUUUAUAAACACAUGCUCAAAAAAGUUGAAAACUUAUGGAAUAAAUGUAACAAAAUAAAAAUUUGCAUCACAUAAGAGAGUGUACACUGAAGAAAAUAUUUCCAGUCAUACACAGACGCAUAUUGUGUGAAUCAAACUACUUAAAAAAAAAAAAAAAAUGACAAAAAACCCCCCAAUUUUUAAAACCUUCGAGAAAAAUGUAAAGUAUUUUAAAGUAAAUACACCACUUCCUGAGCCCUACUUCAGGGUGUGAGAGCUGCAUUCAUUUGACUGUUUAGGUGAAAGAUAUGGUCUGAAAGUGUAUUUGGUCUAAUUCAAUUAUUGUAAUUGAGAUUUUGAAACCAUUAUAGCUGGAUAAAAAAAAAGAAAAAAAAGAAAAGGCCACCGUUAAAAGGUUCAGUAUGGAUAGUAAAUCUGAGUUGGGAAAGAAAGAAACACAGCAUUGUGUAUAACAAUCUCACUACUAAAAUUGCUUUUUUUUGCCUUUAAGACUUUCUAAUCCUCUUUUACCAUCUAAAGCUAUUACAGCAGCUAUUGCUAACAGUAACACUACAGAUGUCUGAGAACAACAUUUUCCAAAAUGCUAAGACAACCUGUAGGCUGAAACAGGAGUGUGGGUAGUUGGCUAACAUCUGCAGCGCCAAGAUUAGCAUUUAUUGCCUUAGCAAUUAUAAACCAGUCUGUUCAAGCUCUUCACCUUGAAUCAUUCAGUGUAAAAUGUAUUGACAGUAAAUGUAGGGAAAACCUGACAUAGUCCACAUUUUGUGAGUUGAUAGCAAACAAAAUCCACCCUUCCAUUUUACUCACAUUCUCUCCUCCUUUUCUUCUCUUUCUUUCCCCACCAAUUUUUAGAUCUAAAUAUCUGAGUCAUAUGAGAAUACAUUAGCCAUUGUACUUUGCCAUUCCUUUACACUAGUGAAAUAUCUUGCUUAUAUUUAAACGCAACUAGUUAGUUAGGAUUCAACAUUUUUUUCAAACCAUUGCACAGUGCCUUUAACCCUACAACGGUGGUAUAGCAAAUUAAAAUCCUAGAACACUGCACACAUUACAUCCCUGAAGAUACUAGCUCAUCCAACACUUCACAUUAGAUGAAUUAUGACGUUUUCAAAGCUACUCAUAAAGAGGAAAGCUGGGACGUCAUGGCUCCAUCACACAUUGCUAUAAAACUUAACCAAUUGAUGGUUGACAACUAAAAGUACUAGUAGACUGGUCCAUUUCUUUUUUAUAUUGUGGACACUGUGGACUUUGGGGCACAGUGGCUGGCAUCUCUUACAUAGUUACACAGCUGAAAAGAGACUUGCGUCCAUCAAGUUCAGCCUUCCUCACAUGUUUUUGCUGUUGAUCCAAAAAGAAGGCAAAAAACCCGGUCUGAAGCGCUUCCAAUUUUGCAACAAACUAGAAAAAAAUUCCUUCUUGACCCCAAAAUAGCAGUCAGAUGUCUCCUUGGAUCAAGCAGCUAUUACCCCACUAAUUAGAAAUUAUAUCCCUGUAUGUUAUGUUUGUGCAAGUGCUUAUCCAAUUGCUAUUUAAACAUCUGUAUGGACUCUGAUAAAACCUCCUCUUCAGGCAGAUAAUUCCAUAUCCUUAUUGCUAUUAGUGUGAAAAAAACUUUUCUUUGCCUUAGAUGAAAUCUCCUUUCUUCCAGCCUAAAUGCCUGACCACGUGUCCUAUAUAUAGCCCAGUUUAUGAAUAGAUUUCCAGAUAAUGGUUUGUACUGGCCCUGAAUAUAUUUGUAUAAUGUUAUGAUAUCCCCUCUGAGGCUCCGUUCUACCCAAACUAAAGAGAUUUAAAUUUUUUAACCUUUCUUCUUAACUAAAAUGCACCAUUCCUUUUAUCAAGUUUGUACCUUGUCUAUACACUUUUUCUUGUGCCAUGAUAUCCUUCUUUAGAACAGGUUCCCAAAAUUGCACAGCAUAUUCAUGGUGUGAUCUUAUCAGCAUUUUAUAAAGAGGCAAAAUUAUAUUUUCAUCCUGAGAAUUUAUGCUCCUAUUAAAACAUGACAAAACCUUACUGGCCUUUGCAACUGCAGAUUGACAUUGCAUAUUGCUGCCUAAUUUGUUGUCCAUAACAAUUCCCAAAUCCUUCUCGUGUGUGGUUAUCCCUGGUUCACUACCAUUUAGUUUGUAAGUUGCUUUUGCAUCCUUGACCCCGAAGUGCAUAACUUUGCAUUUCUCUACAUUAAAUUCCAUCUGCCAUUUUAGUGCCCAGCCCCCAAUCUAUCUAAAUCCCUCUGCAGCAAAGCAAUAUCCUGCUCACAUUUAAUAACUUUACAAAGUUUUGUGUCAUCUGCAAACAAUGAAACAUGGCUUUCAAUGCCUAUUUCAAGAUAAUUUAUAAAUGUGUUAAAUAGAAGCGGUCCCAAAAUAAAACCCUGAAGGAGACCACUUACCACUUUUGUCCAGCCUGAAAAUUUACCAUUAAUGACAACUCGUUGUACUCUAUCCUUAGGCCAAUGUUCUACCCAAGAACAAGAAUAUUCAUCUAGACCAAUUUCUUUUAGUUUGAAGACUAAAAUAUUGUUAGGAACCGUAUCAAAUGCCUUGGCAAAAUCCAAGUAGAUCACAUUCACUGCAACACCCUGAUCUAUACUUCUACUUACUUCUUCGUAGAAUGCAAUUAGGUUUGACAUUAGUUUUGACCUGACCUAUGUUUUGUAAAACCAUGUUGAUUAUUGCUAAUAACAAAGUUCUUCCCAAUGAAUUCCUGAAUAUUAUCCCUUAAUAGCCCUUCAAAUAUUUUCCCAGCCACAGAAGUUAAGCUCACAGGUCUAUACUUUCCAGGCAAGGAUUUUGAACCCUUUUAAAACACAAAAAUCUUGAAAGAUUAAAUACAGAGGUUCACUUAUUUUCCCAAUUAGCUCCUUAAGUACUCGUGGGUGAAUACCAUCAGUCCCCAGAGCUUUAAUUUUCUUUAACUGCUGUAGCACCUUAUCUCGAAUCAUCCAAUCACAAGUUAUCUGCAAGUUUUUUGCAGCAAUCAUUUGCAUAUCUCUUGCCAUAGGAUCCUCAUUAACAUAUACUGAAGAAAAAUAGUUAUUUAAAAUUUCUGCCUUUUCCUGGUCUUCAUUAACUAACAGACCCAUCUCUGUUUUCAGUGCACCUACACUUUCAUUUUUUGUUGAAAGAUUUGCACACUCCCCUCUGUUUAAAUAAUGUUAAUGGUCAUGUUUUCUGCCUCCUUAAAGGGAUACUCUAAAUUCCUACAGCACUUUAACUUACUGUAAUGCUGUAUGUAUAAAGAGUAUCUAAAGUGUAGCUUUCAAUAGAAAUUGGCAUUUUUAAACAUUAACCUGUUUACACCCCCCCUAGCUGUCAAUCAGAAAACAGGUCCUGUUACUUCCUGGUUUGGUUAGCUCAGUGGAGCUAAACUCAAGAGGCAGCAACUGUCCAGAUCUCCUGCCUUGCAAAAGCUUAUCAUCGAGCUACAUAGGGAAGUCUCUGAUUGGACAACCAUAGAAAGUCAAGGUGAGCAAAGGCAGCAGAUAAAAGAAGUACAGAUUUUACAAGCUGUUUUAGACAUACCCCAAUGAAAAUCAUGCAUUAUUAAAUCCAUGAUGUUUUCACUUGGGAAUAUCCAUUAAAUAGUGGAGUGUCCUUGUAAUAUUCUAGUGCAAUUAUAUUACUUCACUUAUAUUUUUAUUGUUCUUAACAAAAUUUGGAAUUCACGUGUGUGACGAAAUGUCUUUUGUCACUGGAUUUUUAGGUGACAAGCUGCCCUUUGCCCCUGGCUGUUGGAGGAGCCUGAUUGCCAGCCUCCUGCCUCAUGACUAUGGCCCUAGGUUGUAUUGCCCUUUACAAACAUUAUUUGGGCUAAUGGAUUUAUAUUGUGCUGCUGCAGGCCCUUUAAGAAUUGCAUUGUGGCUUAUGGACUUGUAUUGGACCAUGCUGGCCCUUUAAGAACCAUCUGGGGACAUAUUGAGACUUUGUGUGACAAUGCCUCUUUAAGACGGUGUCCCCAGACUUGGUUAAAAUCCUUUGUUCAUUGCUAUUAUCCACUUGGUUCAGUAAAUGGGGCUUACUGAACCAAGUACCACACAGGCGGACCACCUAGAAGUGGAAGUGUGCAGGCAAUUUACCUCCCAGGCUGGGAGCCUGCUGUAGGUAAAUUGCCGACCACUGGGUGGCCGCAGUUCGUGCAAACGAACACGUGGCGGUGGCCAUCUUUGUUCAUUCGAACAAGGUCAGCGGUAUGUGUAGCCAAAUUCAUGGAACUGAAAUUGGCUACACAUUUCAACAAACAUCGCUGACCCUUACCUUCUCCUACACUCCGUUUUCAGCUACAGAGACUAAGUCCUGUUCGGCAGUUUUAACUCACUGUUAUACUGAGCCAAAUGCAUGAACGGCCUCGGUUACAACGUGUCCGUACAUCUCCAUCAUGCAAAAUUCUUAAAGAGAAAAAAAAAUCAUAUGGAAAAAUAAGUAGCCAGGGAAAAAUUUAAUCUGCUUUUACUACCUUACCUUUAAACAGUUUGCACAUUGCUCAGUGUCAGUAAAUUACAUUUGCUAACUUCGUCCCACCUCUGUGUCUUGAUUUGCAGAAAGUAAAAAAUGACUUCUAACAAUUUUAAUAACCAAUAAUUCAUAGAAUCAAUUUAGCGAUCGCAUACUUUCCAAACAGUGGCAGAACUAAUGUAGAGAAAACCCUGGUGCAGGAAAUCUGUUUUGUGUCCACCUUACCUAGUGCAAGUGUGGCCAAAAGGUAGAUCACUAUCUGUCAUACAACUUCCACGAUGUCAACUGGAGAUCUACUAUUUGCCCAUCCUUUCAGGGUUGUAUUUCUGAGCAGUGUAUGUGCAUUUGAAAGUAGUCAUGUUUUUGUAUGGAGUAUAUGGGUGCAUGUAGGAGUGUAUUUGUAAGUACUGUUUGUCACAAACGCACCCUACUUCAAGAGUGUGAUGUAGUUGUGGUGGUCAAAGGGUUAAAGUUCACUAUUUGUCUGCACUAGACCGGAAAUAAUGAUAACAAUCCCUCUUAACACCACCCAUACUUAACCAUAAUACUAAUAAUAUUACUAUCUUAACACUGUCACCACCAGGACAAUUUAUAAAUGGGUUGCCUUGGUCCCCCAGGUAACUUAAUAAUAAAAACCCACCAGAUACAACUUAGCACAAUACCUAUGCAAUUGCAAAACACUCAUUGGUGUCUUCGGGUAACGUGAUUCUUUAUCAGACAAAGGCAGAACUUAUUAAAGGAAUAUUUAUUAUGACAAAAAAUAGUCACAGUGCAAACGAAAAUAUAGAUGACAAUUAAAUUAGUUACACCAACAACAGAUAAAAACAAAAGAGAUAAAAUAACAGAAGUCCUAAUCACUUACUCAGGUUUUCAAAGUAAAAUUUCUAACCAGGGGGUCUCUUGUAAGGGAGAUUGUGACUCACUCAGAAUUAGAUUCUGGCCCCCAAGCAAGUACAAACACAUUUCAGAAUCAUUAGAGAUAUACCCUGUUAAUUACCACGCCUGGCCUAGAGGUGGGGAUAAGGCAGACCUAUGAAACAAUAAGUGACCACCCCCUUGUGUUCCAGACCAGCAUCAAUCCAAAUGGAAACAUUUAGUUUUAUCUCCUGUUAUGUACUUGCCACAGAAAUAAGAAUUGCAUCUAUGAAUUUACCACCAGUUUUCCAUUCCAUAGAUAUUUCACACUCCUUACUUGUGACCCAAUAUAGCGUACAUCACAAUCCCUUCCCCUAUGGUUAAGUUACGCAAAUCAUGUUUGGGCUUGAUUAGAAGAUUGUGCUUUUCCCAUUCUAAAUAUAAUAAAAAUGAGGCUUAAUUGUUAUUCUGUGGGUACAUAUUAAUGUUUCUUUUGGAUAUGAUACUUAAACACAAGGCUAAUGAUCAUUAACAUAUUAAUGAAAUUAACUCAUCAAUUAAGAGGUAGAGGCCAUAUAAGUGAAAGGAACUCACUUCCUCCCAUCAUCGGCCAUAUUACAGGGGCAUAGUUGUGUUGUUAAAGGGCCACAACACCCAAUCGGGCACCUAUUCAUAAAUAACAUUGGGUGUCCCGUGCACUUAGGGUUACCUUGCAUGCAGGCCCUGGUGCUUUUGCACCAGCUGCACUGGCGGUAGUUCUGCCGCUGAUCCCAAGUGUACCUGUUUAGGAGAAACAGUCCAUAUUCUAGGGGCACCUAGACUCCUAUGCCAACUGAAUUUAAAUGAGAGGACGGUGUCUCAUGGGCGAACUGCAUGCAAUGUCACUUUAAUUAUAAUUUUAAUAGAGCAGAUAUGAUAUGCAUUGUUAACAUAUACAUCAAAGCACUAUCACUUUGUUUAGGUUUGACACUGCAUUUUUUUCAUUACUGUAAUUUUGCAUUAUAUACAUUCACAUACAGAUGAUUAAAAUACACUUUAGCUUAUUUAGCACUAGCACUAUUUAAUUUGGCUCCCACAAUGGAAUGAAUGUAGGACCCUUCGAUAUUGUGGUACUGUGAAGUAGUGGUGGGCUUAACACAAUAUGGCCAUAUGGAGGAACUGAAUAGCCAUAUUUGUUUGCUGAGAUAGGUGACUUUAAGUGGUCUCAUGUUCUAUUUUUCUGUGUGCACUGUUAUUAAUCUGUAUUAUAUAUAAAUUUUGGUAAUUACAGCAGCACCAUUCCUGCAAAAUGCAUGCUCCGGUUGUGCCCCCAGUUCCUUUUUGCCUUUGCAAGGGUGUCUCAAGUUGUGUGCGUAUCUCUGUGUCAGUGUGUAUAUGAACUUGUGUGUAUGUUUCAGUGUGUUUAUAUGUGUGUAUCUGUGUAUUAAUAUGUGUAUAUAUAUAUAUAUAUAUAUAUAUGUGUGUGUAAGUAUGUAUAUAUGUAGCGGUGUAUGUGUGUAUGUGUAUAUAGCCAAGCAAUCAAACACCAACACAACAUGCAAACACACUCCUGCAAUUUAACACAAAUAUUAAAUACACACACACACACCCCUUUACUCAAACACCAAUACUACACACAAACGUGUAUCCACAUUUAAACGCUAACACUACAAGCAAACACACUCCUGCAAUCAAGUGCAAACAUUAAAUACAAACACUAAAAUUGUACACAAACAACCCUUUAUUUAAACUCCAACACUACACACAAAAGUAAACUGCAUUUAAAAGUCAACACUAUACAAAUAUAACCCUGUAUUCAAACACAAACAAUAGUACACCACUGCAUUCCAAUGGCAACAGUACAUACAAAUACACCCCUACAUGCACAAAUGUACUCUGUGCAAAAACAUGCUUACAUUCAAAUGCACAAACACUACUCACAAAUACAACCCUGAAAGGAUGGGAAUGUGGUAGAACCCCAGCUGGCAUAGCAUCGUUGGAAAUGUACGACAGAUCAUGCUCUAUCUUUUGGCCAGUCUUGCACUAGAAGGGGGCAAGAGACCUUCUUGCACCAGGUACCUCUCUACAUUAGUUCUAUCACUAAAUGUAUUGCUUGAUUCACUAUUUAUAGAAUAAACCCCACUGUUUGUAGUUGAAUACAUUUGCGAAUAAGAGGAAUGCUGACUAAUAUCAAGAGCAUCAAGUAACAAAUGACACCCUUUUAAGGAUUUUGGACAUCUUUAAUUUUGAAAUAUGUCAUGUAAUAGGAGCAUAUACCAUUAGCAUACAAUAUGCAGACUCAGGGAGAUUACACAAUCAACAAUCAGACUUGUCACCCAAACAAUCAAGAAAAUACUGGAGGUGAUUUUUUUGAACUUUUCUUUCUACCCAAAGACAAGUUUAGACAGCGUUAAACAUGAUUUUUGUCCUGCCUUCACUGUGACAUAAAAAAGGCAGUUGGAUCACAGCUUGAAUUGAGAGAGUGAAAUCCCUUUCAACAUCUCGAUCUAAUUAUGUCAUCAAUGUUACUCCCCUCCUGUUUAGAUUUAAGUGUUUAAUGUCAAAUUAAGAUGUUGGUGGCCGCUGUACAAGUACCAUAUAUCUGGAGUAUUACCACCAUUUCAAAUGUAUUAAUUCCAUCUGCCAAAAAAUGUAGAUAAUUAUCAACUUUUUUUGGUCGAUUUUUUUAGAUCGAAUUUCGGAUGGAUUUAAUGCUUUACAUAAUUCAAGCUGCUAAACUUGAAAAAUGGGUUGGCUGACCAUAAUAUAUGGCUUGGCAACUGAUAAACUCUUUAUCAAGACUAUUGGAUCUAAUGUAUUUAAGGCCUAGGUCGCUUUAAUCUAUCUCAGUGAAAAUAAAAAAAAGAAAAGACAUAUCUAUUUUAAAAAUAUCAAUGAACAAAGAACGUCACUGGAUGCCAACCAAAACUCUUGAAGCGACCACCUAAACGGUAUUUCACAUACAGCAUUUUAAUGCAUCUUUAGAAAUUUUAACCUUCUUAAAGUUAAGGAUCAAGGCUUUUUUGAGAUGCCACAAGUUUGUGACCAAGGCACAAGGCCAUGCGUUCAUUCUUCCACUAUUUCCCACCUUCUGUUUAAGUACACCCAUACUUAUUAUACAGUUAGGUCUGAAAAUAUUGGGACACUGGUACAAGUUUUGUUAUUUUGGUUGUUUACCAAAAUAAAUUGAAGUUACAGUUAAAUAAUGAAUAUGGGCUUAACCCCUUAAGGACACAUGACAUUAUUAAUUAUUCCAGAAUUUUGGUCCUUAAGGGGUUAAAGUGGUCUCUCGGCUUUAAUUUGAGCUUAUUUACAUCCAAAUUGGAGGAAGGGUUUAGGAAUUACUGCUUUUUAAUAUGCAGCCGCCUCUUUUGCAAGGGGCCAAAAGUAAUUGGACAAUUGACUCAAAACCUGUAUCAUGGACAGGUGUAGGCUAUUCCUUAAUUAUAUCUUCAUCAUUUAAGCAGGGAAAAGGUCUGAAUUUGAUUCCAAGUGUGGCAUUUGCAUUUGGAAGCUUUCCCUGUGAACAAAACAUGUGAUCAAAGGAGCUCUCAAUGCACGCGUAAAAGGCCCUCCUUAGGCUGCAAACCCCCCCCAAAAAUGCAUCAGAGAGAUAGCAGGAACAUUAGGAGUGGCCAAAUCCACACUUUAGUACAUUCAGAGAAAAAAAGAACGCACUGGUGAGCUCUGAAACACAAAAAGGCCUCGACGUCCACGGAAAUCAACAGUGGUGGAUGAUCGUAGGAUUGUUUUGAUGGUAAAGAAAAACCCCUUCACAAUAUCCAGCCCAGGAGACAGAUAUCAAAACCCAUAAAGAGAAAAGUUAACGAGAGCAAACACAAAGGAUUCACUACAAGGUGCAAACUAUUCACAAUUUACCCUUGGGCUUAAGCUUCUGGUCUUUCUACCAUCACAGUACUGCCAAAAAAAUCAGUGACCCUUUAAUAGGAUCAUCAAAAGUUUAGCCACUGCAACACCUCAAAAAGAUUGGAAAAUGCAUUUUUAGCCAGUACUCAAAAAUAUUUCUAAUUUAGUGUAUGAUCAGAACAAACACCACUAACAGCUCCCUGUCGUGAUGGCAUGUACAAGCAAUCUUAACUAAAAAUUCCUUGUUAAUUAAUUCCACCAAUUAAAGGAUGAACAAGCACUGUAACUAAUAUAUACUGGAGCAAAGUUGAUGGCACAACAAAAACUCAUGCACAGAGUGCGUAAAAUGUUUUAGAGGUGCUUUAACCCCUUAAGGACACAUGACAUGUGUGACAUGUCAUGAUUCCCUUUUAUUCCAGAAGUUUGGUCCUUAAGGGGUUAAAGAAAGACAAACGGAUUACAAUAUCCAUAUAGAACAUAUUGAAGAUAAUUAAACACCUGUCAUCUAUUAGGAUAAUCAAUGCAUUUGGCUGUAUGUAACCUGAAAACUGUGAUGUUUUUUGGAAACCCCUCAAAUGUGCAAUUUUGUUGUAGAUAAAGCGGCACUGUAGAAUCCGUAUAAUCUUUAUGGAAUACUCAUUUUGACUGUGUUGUAAUUUCACUGAAAUUCCAACCCAGUCAAGAGAUUUACUGAGACAAAGUAGGAACUAGUAUAUGUCUUACACCUAACACUUCUAGACACUGGGCAGAGCUACCACCAUCUAGAAUGUCAAUCAGCUAUGGCUGCAGGGAAUUGGCUCUCUCUAUGGAGGAACCUGUGGUCUUGCGGGAUCCUCUAUAGACUUUAAAUCUGUGCUCUCUCACAUGCGCUGAGGAACGGGUUCAGGUAAGUAAAUCUCACCUGUGCCUGUCCUGCCGGCCAUUGGGCCACAAGAAGGUGACAUUGCCGAUUUAACUUUGCAUUAUCAUUAUUAUGCAUGACAUUGCAAAUUAACAAUGAAACCACAGCUCAUGUUCAGUUUUAAAAUAAUAAUGUUUUCUGACUUUGGCAUCGUCACCAGCAGAAAAAAAAAGAUUUACUUAAUUUGGAUUGAGAAUGCUUUUAUAACGAUUACUUGAUACCGACUGAAAGUCCGUCAACAAUAUCACUGUUACCAACACUGGAUUAUGAUUUAGGUCAGUGUAUGAAAAAACUAAAAUUAACAUGUGGUGGCAUAUACAAUCAGUGCUAUCCCCAUUUAGUUGUAUUAACAGAACAACAGCACAUUUCAUCUUCAGCGAAUGUGAUAACUAGUAUUAUUGUUCUAACAUAGCAAGAUGUUUUAAUAACUAUGCAUUUUCUUCUCAAUUCAGGACACAGAACAAAAGAGGGUCACACAGACUCCGUACACAAGUAUGCCAUAACGUUUAAUCAAUUGUGCAACAGAAACAAAAGUUUUCUAAUGGUUUCUAAAGCGUUAAAAAAACCUGAAUGGUGGGAGUCGGGGGGGGUUGGGGGGGGGAAGGAAAAGAAAAUUUUGAUUUGUUUCCAUAUGCCUUUUUUUUAUUCAAAGAUACUGAAUAUAGAAUAAAAUGGCACAAAGUUAAGACAAACAGUGGAUGAAAACAAGGCCAACUCUUGCUCCUUCCUUGCAUUCCUAGAAAACUAGAGCGGUGGAACAGCCGAGGUAUCGAGGGAACGAAAGAAUGUUUGGGGAUUUAGCUUUUAUUGUAAACUAGUGGUAAAUACAGCUAGAAUCACAUUUACAUGCAAAAGGAAGCAGUUCGAACUGCUCAUAUUUACACAAAAUGUCUUGCUGAUCUUGGUUUAAAAAAGAACGAAAGAAAAAAAAAAAGAAAAAAAAAAAGGGAGAAAAACAGACAGGCAUUUCCGUUUCCAGAGAAUUUUGAAAAUUACGCUUAACUUAUCAGUGAAAGCAUAUCUCCAAUUUCAUCGUGCACAGGCACGGAAAGCCAAAUGCACACUCUGGAAAAAGUGAUAAUGGAGGGCUGUGACAACACGUACAUUGUGCCCUCUUUCUCAGUUUUAGAGUUUAGAGUAUCAGCACAAAUUAAAGCAGAAACCAGUCCUGUGUUUUAAUGACAGGGGGUGAUAGGAGACAAGAAGAAAACAGCAAGCUGUCUGGUCUGCUCAGGAAGUUAGGAAUCAGUGGCAUUGUCCGUCAGCAGGGGCCAAGAGAAUUCCGUCAGUGUUCAAACAAUGCUUCAGCUCAACCUCAGGGAAAUUGAGUCAGUCAGCACUGAGUCUGACAAGCAUACUGACAGUGGAGAUAAAACUGCAAAUGGAGAAUAGCAGAGGGAGCUGCCCCCUGCACUGUGUGAUUCUCUUGGUUACAGUGUAAUUAGUCUCAAGGAUGCAAUACACAAUAAUCAGCGCAAGCUCAUAGUGCAUCCCACUAUUGAAUGCAUGGGGCGAUCAAUUCGUUGCACCUAGAUGGAUUGAUGUUAAGCACGGGUUUAUUUAAAUUAGGUGUAAAAUGAGAAAUAAACAACCCCCUCCCCUCACCCCACAAUGUAAUCAUGGAAAAGUUUAUUGACAACCAAUACACUCACAUCUCUUAGUGUAUUGUUUUUUUGUUUUUUUUUUAUCAUUGCUGAAAAUAUAAGAAUACAGUAAAUGUUAUUCACAUUUAAAAGGUCAUAGUAAUAGAUUAAAUAGUAAAAUAGUAUAGUACAUUUCUAGUUUACAGCUAAUACAUAUUAAAGGGAUACUGUAGUCACCAAAACAACUUUAGCUUAAUAAAGCAGUUUUGGUGUAUAGAUCAUGCCUCUGAAGUUUCAGUUCUCAAUUCACUGCCAUUUAGGAGUUAAAUCACUUUUAUUUCUGUCCAUGCAGCCCUAGCCACACCUCCCCUGGCUGUGACUCACACAGCCUGCAUGAAAAGAAAUGGUUUCACUUUCAGUUCAGUUGUAACUCACUUUAAACGUUAUCUCCUGCGCUCUAAAUUGAACUUUAGUCACACACACGAGGCUCUGGCAUGGUCUAGGAAGCUAUUAACAGUGCAAGGGAUAAGAAAUUUUAAAGUAAACCCAAUUUGCCAUAAAGGAAGUAUGAACAUUAGAUGACUUUUUACAGGAGGUGUUUAGAAAGGCUUUGUAAGUCACAUGUAGGGAGGUGUGACAAGGGUGCAUAAACAAAGUGUUUUAGCUCCUAAAUGGCAGAUAAUAGAGCAGUGAGACAGUAGGGACAUGAUCUAUAUACCAAAACUGCUUCAGUAAGCUAAACGUGUUUUGGUGACUAUAGUGUCUCUUUAAUAUUUCAUUUGAAGCUCUGAAACUGUUCCAUAGUGAAGUUUUGAGCUAGCCCGGGGAUUGUGAAUGAUUUCAAGAAUUAUGAACACAUACGACCUCUUGGUUACAUGUUCUAUCUUUCAUCUAAUAAGUUGUGCUUAGAAUCAAAGAGGAUUUAAAGAUGGCUGCUCCCACAGAUCCAGGAAACGUACUUAUAUGUAUUCAUUGCAAAAUACCACAUACGCUCGAUGUGAACUUUAGUUUUAAAUAAUAUUAAAAAUAUGAUAUAGCCUCUUUAAUAGAUAGGUUAUAGAUAAAGCAGUAAUGCCCAUUUCAUUCCUCCAGAAAGUCAACAUUUAUUUAUUAGACAGAGGACUGACAUUAGUUUAUUGUCAGUUAUUGGCUGUGAGUAGAAUUUUAACUGUAUUAUCAGUAAUUUAAUAUGGAGAAAACAAUAAUGCCACCCAUUCCAAAAUCAGUAAAAUAAAUACUUAUCCCUGUUACCACCAUAAUUUGGUUAUAUUUAAAGUCACUGUCACAAAUGCACCCUACUUCACGAGUGUGCGUGACGUAGUUGUGAAAGGGUUAAAUUUCACUACUUGUCUGCCCUUGACUGGAAAUAAUGAUAAACUCCCACUUAACACCAGCCACACUGAACCAUAAUAAUAUAAAUAUUACUAUUUCAACGCUGCCACCACCAAGGCAAUUUAUAAAUGUGGUCCCUUCUUCCCCCAGGUAACUUAAUAAUAAAAACCCACCAGACGAGUAGAUUGCACCCUCAGCACGACGGAGACACACUUCCUACGCGACCCCCCCCCCCCCCACCCCUCCUUCCACAUGACACAUAGACACACAAAAGACCCGGAGGGACACAACCCCCGGGGGCACGCGGACCGACUUAAGGCUCCGCACAAAGCGGAAUCUAUGAGAAAGCAGAGACAGAGACGGAGGACCAUGGGUCACGGGAGGGGAGGAGUGACCCGCUAGAGCGACAUAUGGACCAAUACACUAGGGGACGGAGGGAAGAGAGAGACUGGGACGCAAGGAACAUGGACUCACCCCCACCCCAGACACAAGAAGCCACGACCUGAGCCAGUAGCACCCGGCCCAGACCACGCCAACUAACAACCGGGGCUGCCGCAGGUGGCAUACAUAACCCCACACACACCGAACCCAGCGAGACCCAAGAUAAGAGAUAACAACCUAGACUUAGGUAUCUAGAAGAGUCACGGGGACCGUGCUACAUGCCCCAGGGCUGAUAUGAUCACACCCACCACACGAGCGACUCAAACCAGGGGCCUGAGGAGACGACACGGCAUCUGACACAGACCCCACACACCGCACAACGAUAGAAUAAGACAUCACAGGACAACCCUACUUAUACUAGCUGCGCCUACGGACAACCCAGGUCAACUACCCCCAGGGAAAACCUAAAACAGAUCGACUCAGGGAAACUAGGGGGUAACCACACGGUCACAGGGGCAAAAUAAUUGGCCCCCUCAUGAUUUAAGACUGAGCCCAUCCACACCAGGCUCAUUACGACCUAAACCAACACACAAAUCAAACACAAACCAGACUGGAACCCCCAUACAAAGCCCCAGACGGUACCCCCCCAAAGAAGGACACACGUAGACAGACAUAACACGGAUUGGGACAAAGCUCUAUACCCAUCAACCUGGCACUAGAAACACGAACAAAUCACCACGUACGAGGCUGGGGACAAAGAUGAACCGCACCACACAUAGACGGAGACUACCACAACUCUUAAGUACCAUAGGUCACACUAGACCCAAUAAGUAAGUGAGGGGAAACCUUGCACUGAGCCAACCUCUCUAUUAGGGUCCUACCUACAAAUGAGGAAGCUCAGAGACCGAUGCAGGGAUGCACAACUCCCCCUCUGACCCACGAGCACAACACAGAGCGGUUGAAACAACCCACCCGAAAACACGCACGAAUCUUGAGGAGCAACCACAAACUCCAUUCGCACCCGACCACAGAGGGGACUAACCCCAUACAGGGCUAACGACAGAACACAAAUAGCCAAAUACUCAAACACAAUUUAUUAUCCAGUAGUUGAAACCAUCUUGAUGCUGUAAUACACAUAACUGACCCGUUUAUCUGUUACCACAUGUUAAUUUACAUUGGAUAUACAUGCUGUGAUUGAAUAUUGAAAAACUUAAAUAAAGAAUGUCAAAAACCCACCAAAUAUAACUUACCACAAUAUCUAUGUAAUUGCAAAACACUAAUUAGUCUCUUCAGGUAACAUGAUUCUUCACCAGACAAAGGCUAAACUUAAUAAAGGAAUAUUUAUUAUGAGCAAAAAAUAGUCACAGUGCUUACACAAAUAUAGAAGACAAUCAAAUACAGAUAUAAAAAAAAAAAGGGAUAAAAUAACAGAAGUCCUAAAACUUACUCCGGUUUUCAAAGUAAAACUUCUGCCCAGGGAGUCUCUGGUAAGAAAGAUGGUGACUCACUCAGAAUUAGAUUCUGGCCCCCAAGCAAGCCCAAUACACACUUCAGUAUCAUCAUGUUUGUCAUCCUGAAGAAUGCUCCAAAGGAGAGCCGAAACGUUGAUGUGUAUUUUUUAUUUUUGAAUUUGAAUUAAAAGCUAUAUUUUAUUUAAUCUGAAAGUCCCUGGAGUGCAGUCUGUUUACUGGAACAUUUGCAUCUUUUUGCUGGAUCAGCACCGGGCAAGAACGGUAUUGGUACCAGAAGUGCAAGCAUUUUUGUUUUUGUCAGUAUCAUUAGAUAUAUACCCUGUGGAUUACCAAGCCUUGCCCAGUGGUGGAGGAUAAGGCGUACCUAUAGUAACUUUAAGUGACCACCCCUUUGUGUUCCAGACCAACAUCAAUCCAAAUGGAAACAUUUGGUUCUAUCUCCUCUUAUGUACUUGCCAGAGAAAUAAUAUUGCAUCUAUGAAUUUGUUGCCAAUCUCCCAUUCCAUAGAUAUGUCACACUCCUUACUUGUGACCCACUAAGUUACGCAAAUCAUGUUUGAGUUUGAUUAGAAGAUUGUGCUUGUCCCAUUCUAAAUAUAAUAAAAAUGAGGCUUAAUUAUUAAUCUGUGGGUAAAUAUUAAUGUUUCUCUUGGAUAUGAUACUGGAACACAAGGCUAAUGGUCAUUAACACAUCAAAGGACCCCCUAUGAGGGAAUCUAGAGGUAUGGCAAUUUAGAGAGUUAGUUUAUAUUUAAACCAGACUUCCAGGCCACUUAUGUGUGACUUCUCGCACCUUGCAGAGCCUUUGAUUAAUCAAAGGAUCAAUCCAUAUGGUAAACCAUCUGCCCCUUUUCACAUUCCUAUGCAAUUUACAUUAUCCCUUCUGUCAUCUGAUCUCUACCAAGUGGCCAAUUCGUAUAUACACUACACAAAUUACAUUAAAUGGUAAUAUUCUAUUGUGCAACAUUGAAUUAUGCACUCUUGGCGUGACAGUCACUUUAACCAAUUUUUAUGCAGAUUAUUAAAACAAACACACACAUUCUACUAUAUUUUUUAAAUUUUCAUUCAAUGUUUAUUCUAAAUAUUAUGAACAUGUGACUUUAUCCAUGAUAUCUAUAGGACAGUACAACCUCCAAAGCAAUUAGGAUGUGGCUGUAUAUUUCAACCAAUGAGUGCAUUCCCAUAUAAAAGAAUAAAAAAAAUAAAAAAAUACAGCUCGGGUGCGCAUGGCAUCACGUAUAUAUGUGCAUACACAUGGGUUAAAAUAUAAAGCAACGACAUGCACUAUAAGUAGAAUAAUUAUAUCUCUAGAAUUUCUGGUGGAAUGUAGCCCUGCAGGUUUACUAUUUUUAAAAUGUUUGUGUAAUAAGUAUUUUCCUGACAUUAGCAAAACAUUUUCCUCCCUUCAACGUCAGGUUCACUAAUGCCACUUUUGGUGCAAGGCUUGUUCUCCCAGUGGGUUUCAUCAGCUGUGUGACUUCCUCGGUGUACAAUCAACAAAGUAAGGACACAAUCAUAUAUAUAUAUAUUUAUUGUCUGAUUGUUUCCUUACUAUGUCAUAAGACAUAAGAUUUACAUUAUAUUUAUUGUUUGAUCGUGUCUUUACUAUGUCCUUAAUAUAUAUAUUAUAUAUAUAGAUAUAUAUACAUUUAUUUAUAUUUUAAAAUUUAGUUUUAGUUGUGUUUAAUGCCAGCUGAAAUUCAAACAGUAGAACUCAAGAAAUGGGCCGGCUGUUAAAAAUAAAACUGGGCAAAUAGUUAGAAAAGGCAUUUUUCAACAACUUUUAGUUCUAAAAUCUGAUGACGCCAUUUAUGAGGAUAUAGGUGACCAAUAAAUUCAAUUAAAUCACCUCAUCUGAUAUUUUGAAUGUAAAGUAUAGGCAUUGGUUUAAAUACUUAAACCAAUAUUAAUCAGCUUCCGAAUAUAUGCAAAAAUCUAUGAAAACAGGGGAAAAGAUAGCUUUCGUCCCAAAAAUGUACAGCUAUCACACUCCUGCAGCAACAUGCAGAAUCGUCAUUACAGUGUUUUUUAUCCAUUCAUUAUUUGUAGCCUCCAUCUUAGGACUUCUGAGAAAGACAAUCAGUCCACAAAUAUUCCAUAGUAUAAAUAAUAAAUAGUGACUUUCAGAUGAUAUUUAGAAGAUGCUCCUGUAGCCUUUUGCAACUGUUGGAAGUAGAACUGUUGGAAUGUUCUACUCUGUAUCUUAGAUGGGAACUUUGGUAGAUUCUCACCAAUAGUUUAUCGUUGUUUCCUUGAUUGCCUGAAAUUUAGAAGGUAUAGGUAGUCUUGAUAAAGUGUCAGUCAUCACAAACCGUGUAGAUUGCCAUAGCUGUGCUGAUUUUGUGAGUUUCUACUCUAUGUUGACUGACAGAUUUUGAAUGAAAAUUUCAACAAAUUUUUUUUUCAUAAUAAGCAGUGAUGAAUGUCCGUGAAAGUUGAUAUUUAUUAUGUUGGCUUCUGAUAAGCUUUUAUCGGCAGUAAUUUCAUUGAUCUGAACCAAUAAAAGGCUUAUCAAGAGCUGAUAACCUACAAAUUGUGCAUUAGUGAGUGAGUUGCUUAAAUGUUUUUCUCCUUAGAUAUUUUAAGCACUGCUUUGUUACCACUCUAAGUCAGGUUAACUACUAACAGGUUAUUUUUUAAAUGGUUAAUUUACUAAUACAACUCCAAAUGAAAAAGUUAAAUGAAAAAACACUAGUUUCUCUUUUUUUUUCUCGCAGUGUGCCCAAUGGAGGAAGUACAAGCCGUGGCCUUUCACAUGACAUCAUAAAAGUCAAAGUUAUCACCAGCCACCAAACAUCUAGAAAAUCAUAACAUCCUUUCAGGAAAGCUGUGUGGAAAAUAAUCAGGUUUACUUUGAUGAAAGUUUUA
Molecule: messenger RNA, 47122 nt
Organism: Pelobates cultripes (western spadefoot toad)
Lineage: Eukaryota; Metazoa; Chordata; Amphibia; Anura; Pelobatidae
Source: the annotation of a GenBank genome assembly